Molecule: messenger RNA, 62403 nt
Organism: Coregonus sp. 'balchen'
Lineage: Eukaryota; Metazoa; Chordata; Actinopteri; Salmoniformes; Salmonidae
Source: the annotation of a GenBank genome assembly
AUGGCCUUUGAGCGCUCUUGCCAAAAGGCAGGCAGACAGGCAGACAGACAGGCAGACAGGCAGGCAGACAGGCAGGCAGACAGGCAGAGGCAAGGUGAGAGGUGUUUGGACAGACGUGAUGAGCUGAGUGGUUGUUUCUGUUGUAUCAGGUUCAUGUAGAUCGAUGACACACACACACACCUUACUUUGUACAGGUACAGAACAGAGUGGUCUCUCAAUCACACAUGCCUCAUCCCUCCUCGUGUGUGUGUGUGUGUGUGUGUGUGUGUGUGUGUGUGUCCAGGUGAGUAGAGCAGAGCUAGCCUGUGUGUGUGUGUCCAGGUGAGUAGAACAGGGCUAGCCUGUGCGUGACGGUGACCGCUUUUAAUUCCAGCUGUAAUGUUCAGCUGCUGCAGCAAAACCUCAACUAGGACUGCUCCUCUCCUACCCUCUCCCUCCUUUUUACACACGCAUUCUCUCUCCGCCUUUACUUCCUCUUUCUCUUCAACUGCUCUGUCCCUCUCCUGUCUUGAUCUCUCUCCCUCUACUCUCUCUUCUGUUCUAUCACACACAUUCUCUCUCCUCCCUCUCUCAGUCUUUAUCCUCUCCGCUCUCUCUCUCUUCCUCUCUCGCUCUCUCCUCUCCUCCUCGCAGCUCUCUCUCUCCUUCCCCCCUCUCUUCAGCUUCUAUCUCUCCCUCUCUCUCCUCGCUCUGCUCUCCUCCCUCUACUCUUCAGCUUUUCUAUCUCUCUCUCUCUCUCCCUCUCUCCUCUCUCUCUUCUCCCUUCUCCCUCUCGCUUCUCUCUCCCUCCUCUCUCCCCUCUGUUUCUCUCUUCUCUUCCCUCUCUUCGCUCUUCUCUCCCUCUCUCUCCCUCUCUCUUCAGCUUCUAUCUCUCCCUCCUCUCUCCCUCUCUCCCUCCUCCUCCCUCUCUCUUCUACUCCUCCCCUCUCUCCCUCUCUCUCCCUCCCUCUUCACUCUUCUCUCUCCUCCUCUCUCCUCCCUCUCUCUUCAGCUUCUAUCUCUCCCUCCUCUCUCUCCUCUCCUCCCUCUCUCCAGCUUCUCUCUCUCCUCCCUCUCUCCUCUCUCCCUCUCUCCUCCCUCUUCCUCCUCUCUCUCUCUCUCCUCCUUCCUCUUCUCCUCCCUCCUCUCUUCUCUCUCCUCUCCUCUCCUCUCUCCUCCUUCUCUCUCUCCUCUUCUCUCCCUCUCCUCUUCCCUCCCUCUCUCUUCCUCUCUCUCCUCUCCUCUCCUUCCUCAUCUCUCCUCCCUUCUCUUCUCCCUCUCUCUCACUUCUCUCUCCCUCCUCUCUCCCUCUGUCCUCCCUCUCUCUUCAGCUUCUAUCUCUCCCUCCUCUCUCCUCCUCUCUCCCUCUCUCCUCAGCUUGUAUCUCUCCCUCCUCUCUCCCUCUCUCCUCCCUCUCUCUUCAGCCUCUAUUCGUUGCGGAGUCACUGUUCUAAACACCUCUCACGUCUCACAUCUUGUGCCCUAAAAUCUUUCUCAACACACCUCUCUUCUCACGUGAACAACGCUGCGUCUUUCCAUGGAACCAGAAACCAAACCAGAAGCUGACUAGACUGUGUAGACCUGGAAACAUGGGACCUGUUCUAAGAGAACCCAUCAUUACCUAACCACUAGCCUGAAUAAAACAUGGAGGCUUAGGCUGCUUCUCAAAUGGCACCCUUAUUCCCUUGCAUCCCUAUGGACCCUGGUCAAAAGUAGUGCACUAUAUAAGGAAUAGGGUGCCAUUUGGGGGACACGCUUUUUCUAAGCAUGUGAUGUGAUAGAGGUAUAGUUGCUGUACUGUAGCCUCUCUGUCUCUCUCUCUCUGUUUGAGUACAGUGCAGUUCACCAGGCAGUCUCAGUAGGUCUAUUUACCUAUCAGGAGUGGACUGUAUGUGGAGCCUGGUCCCAGAUCUGUUUGUGCUGUCCUGAUAACUCUUUUGGUCAUUGUCUCAGCAAAUUGGGAAUAUGGCACAAUCUGAGGUGGGGCCAGGCUGCUGUUGUCACUAGAGUCUCAAAGUGUCUUGCAUUUUGUUAAAUUGACUGAAUUCUCUCUCUCUCUCUCUCUGUCUCUCUGUCUCUCUCUCUCUCUCUCUCUCUGUCUCUCUCUCUCUGUCUCUCUCUCUCUCUCUCUCUGUCUCUCUGUCUCUCUGUCUCUCUGUCUCUCUGUCUCUGUCUCUGUCUCUGUCUCUGUCUCUGUGUCUCUAUGUCUCCCCCCCCCCCCCCCCCCCCCCCCCCAUCCCAGGCCUAUGGUUCAGGCUGUGAUAUAGUCAUCUUGGCCAGUGAUUUUGAGUGUGUUCAGAUCAUCCCUGGGGCUCAAAAUGGCAACAUCCAGGUGGGCUGUGUCGAGUGCUCCCACCAACUGGGCAGGGUAAGUCACACACACACAGAAAACCUGUUAGUUACACUAGUAAGUAAUAAUGUUGUGAUGACAAAUGCAUUUCUGUUCUGUUCUCCUCCUCCCUCCGUCUCCUCCUCCCUCCCCCUCUCCUUUGGGAAUGACUGUGCAGUAUUAACCCUGGUGUGAGUAAUGUUUGUAAAACUACUGAUUAAUGUUGGGAUAUUGAACGUUACUCUGUUUGUGUAGAUCGCAGCAUCCUAUGGGAACACUGUGUGUAUCUUUGAACCAUUCGCUACCAACCCAAACAAACGCCACAAGGUAAGCAGAGAGACACUGACAUGUUAUGCAGAAUAAACUGCUGUGUGUGUGAGAGUUUGUGUGCGUGUGUGUGUGUGUGUGUGAGAGUUUGUGUGUUGCUGCAUUGAGAGUUCCACUGUGUUUUAACUGCUUUAUUACUGUUCUAUUGUGCUAUUUUAUCAACCCUGAAUAUUCUGUUCAUGUUCUGAAUUGUGUGUGGCUGUUAAUGACUGUAUUAACAGUGGCUGGUGCCUGAGCAUGUAGCUUAUUAUAGCUGAAUGCCUGUGCAUGUGUUGACUAACUAUCCUCUCUCUCUCUCACCUCACACUCUCUUCUUCCCAUCUCUCUCUCUCUCUCUCUCUCUCUCUCUCUCUCUCUCUCUCUCUCCUCUCUUCUCUCUCUCAUAUCUAUCUCACCCGUCACAACUCUUCUUCUUACCCACCUCUCUCUCCUAUCCUCAACCUCACACUCGACUCCCCACCACCCUCUCCUCUCUUCUCGUCUUUUCCAUCCUAUGAUUUCCUCCCCUCCUGUGUCUUCCUCCCCCCCACCUCUCUCUCUCUCUCUCUUUCCACUCUAUGUUGUCUCCUCCUGUGUCUUCCCCCCCCCACCUCUCUCUUUUCCCCCUCUCCUUCUGUCUCUGCCGCUCUGUCUAACAGCAGCUUAACUACCAGUGGCAAAAGACAGGACAGUUCUUCCUUAAUGCUAUCACCUAUAACCUGGCCUGGGACCCACAAGGUAACACCUCCUAACUAACAGUCGUGUGUGUGUGUGUCUCUGUGUGGACAGUAAGUAUCUGUUUAUAACUGUGACAUAUCUUCAAAUCAAAUUACAACAGGAGUAGACCUUACCGUGAAAUGCUUACUUACAAUCCCUUAACCAACAAUGCAGUUUUAAGAAAAAUAAGAGUUAAGAAAAUAUUUACUAAAUAAACUAAAGUAAAAAAUAAAAUAAAAAGUAACACAUAUAAUAAUGAGGCUAUAUACAGGGGGUACCAGUACCAAGUCAAUGUGCGGGGAUACAGGAAACCAUGUAGCCAUUUGAACAAUGUGUGUGUCCUGUAGGGAACCGUAUUGUGGCGGCUACAGAGCGCCUGCAGCUGUGGGCCCCUCCGUCAGCAGACACACUGAUAGAGGAGGAGGAGGGACCGAUGACAGAUGACAAACCUCACCCUGUCCUCAACGACUGGAAGUGUGUCUGGCAGUGCAAGUGAGUGACAGGAGCACCGUGUGUGUGUGUGUGUGUGUGUGUGUGUGUGUAGUGCUUUUAAAGUGUUAAGUAGACAUAUCAGGCCUGUAGAUCGUUAGUGCUCUUUAAAGGUAGUCUCAGCAAUAUGAUGUAGAUGCAGAAAGUAAACAGCAUAGUGGGUAAAUGCAGAAAUCACUCCGCCAUUUCCUGGUCACAAAAAUUCUAAUAAUUCGCCUAAUUUCAGUUUAUGUGACAAAACAAGCAAGUAUAGUGUAGAGAAUCAUUGUAACAUCUAAACCGCUGUGAAAUAUAUUUUCCAGAACCAAAUAUAUUGUAUUUUCAGCUGUUUGAAGCUGUUGUACAAAACCGAAAGUAAAAGACUCAAAAAUGAAACUUAAGCAUAUAGCACAGAUCUUCCGCUUCUUAGACUUGCUUUCAUUGAGAAUGACAGAUCUGUAACUCACAUUUCUAUGUGAAUUUGUUUGGGUCGCCUAAAAAGUUCCAUAUUGCAGCUUUAAAGGUAGACUCAGAUGCAGACGUAGAUGCAGAAAGUAAACGGCAUAGUGGGUUAAUUUCCACAACAACAAAGAGCGUUGAAGCGUGAGGCUCAACUUCUCCACUGUUUUGGUCCCCUGGCUACCACGCUGUAAUAGCGUGAGGAGAACACAUCCACAGAUACUGUGUGUGACUGUGUGAGAGCAAAGUCUUGCAUCUCCCUCAGCUCAAUAUCUGCGGUGACUGCUCGUGGCAACGUCAUUUAGCCGAGUCUACCUUUAAAACAGGGAAAUGUUUGACACAGUGAUAAGCAGCUGAUACUGACUCAGCAUGUUGGUGUGUGACUGUCCUGGAAUGGGGAAGUGUGAGUCUGAAAGAGUUUCCCAACACUUAAUGUCAGUCAGUCAGUCUACUAAAACCACCCAGUCAGAGUUCCAACUCCUAUUCUGUAGUUGGUGUUUUCUGUACUCUCUCCUAGUGUUCUAGAGAACUACACUGAUAAACAACUCCCACACUGUCUCACUAGGUCUUUGUCCUUUUAACUAGGUCUCAUUGUGAUUAAAAUGUACAGGUAACUGUCAAAAUAAUGGAAACACUUGAGUAAAUGAGGGAUACAAAGUAUAAUCAUAAGUUGAAUGCACCAAUUUGUAAGUUGCUCUGGAUAAGAGCGUCUGCUAAAUGAUGUAAAUGUAAUAUUGAAAGCAGGUGCUUCCACACAGGUGUGGCUCCUGAGUUAAUUAAGCAAUUAACAUCCCAUCAUGCUUAGGGUCAUGUAUAAAAAUGCUGGGCAGGCCAUUAUUUUGGCCAUUAUUUUGGCUACCAUGGCUAUGCCCCCAUAGGAUGACAAUGCCCCCAUCCACCGGGCACAUUAAAACGAUGUAAACCAUAUGCCAGGGCCGUCUCAGUCACCAGAUCUUAACCCAAUUGAACACGUAUGGGAGAUUCUGAAGCGGCACCUGAGACAGCGUUUUCCACCACCAUCAACAAAACACAAAAUGAUGGAAUUUCAAUAUUAAAAUCAAGUCAUGUAUUGAAACUGGGGAACCACCUUUUUGAGGUAAAAACUGUAAACAUGAUUUUGUGGAAGAAGUGAGGGGUGUUGAAUGACUGUUGCUGUUUUACUGAGUUUCCCAAAGAGAAGUUAAAGCAGCUGAACUCUCUCUCGCUCUCUCUCUAUUUCUCUCAAUCUGUCUAUCUCUCUCUCUCUCUCCCCCUCUCCAGGACUGCAAUGUCUGUUCACAUCACCAAGUGGUCUCCUGAUGGGGAAUACUUUGCAACAGCCGGCAAGGUACACUCACUCAUUCACUCUCACUCACUCACCUCACCUCACUCACUCGAAAGCUAACAUUUUACAGGCGAUAUCUUGUUUCCACAUACUGUCAAUAUCCCAAUCAUGUCAUAAAUGUUUUCUACUUACUCAUGUUGAUUCUCCUCUAACACCUGUAGAGUAAUAAACAGGUAGUAAUGUUGAUUCUCCUCUAACACCUGUAGAGUAAUAAACAGGUAGUAAUGUUGAUUCUCCUCUAACACCUGUAGAGUAAUAAACAGGUAGUAAUGUUGAUUCUCCUCUAACACCUGUAGAGUAAUAAACAGGUAGUAAUGUUGAUUCUCCUCUAACACCUGUAGAGUAAUAAACAGGUAGUAAUGUUGAUUCUCCUCUAACACCUGUAGAGUAAUAAACAGGUAGUAAUGUUGAUUCUCCUCUAACACCUGUAGAGUAAUAAACAGGUAGUAAUGUUGAUUCUCCUCUAACACCUGUAGAGUAAUAAACAGGUAGUAAUGUUGAUUCUCCUCUAACACCUGUAGAGUAAUAAACAGGUAGUAAUGUUGAUUCUCCUCUAACACCUGUAGAGUAAUAAACAGGUAGUAAUGUUGAUUCUCCUCUAACACCUGUAGAGUAAUAAACAGGUAGUAAGGUUCAAUCAAGACUUUGUGAUCGUUUAUUCAGGAUCAAGUGUAGCCAUUGUGCUUGGUACUUCACCAACCUGUGUGUGUGUGUGUGUGUGUGUGUGCCUGCGUGUGUGUGCGCGCAUCUGUCUCGUGUGUGUGUAUGUGUGUCUGUCUCACCUGUGUGUUUCUCUCUCUAGGAUGACUGUCUGUUGAAGGUGUGGUACCCCACCAAUGGGUGGCGCUCUGCUGUAGUGGUCUCAGACCUCCCAGAUAAGAAAGGCCCUCAGGUCCACUUCUCCUUCAUAUACCUGGCACACCCCCGCUCUGUCACCGGCCUGUCCUGGAGGAAGACCAGCAAAUACAUGCCCAAGUAAGAACAUGCACUCUCUCACACACACACACACACACACACACACACACACACAAAGGACCAACACACCAAUGCGCGCGCACACACACACACAGACGUUUCCAUACGUUUUAAAUGGAAAAAAACGUUUCUUGGAAAAUAAGUCAAGCUGAUUGUAUAUUCUAAUCUACAUCUGUUGUAUAGAUUCAGCUCUGUGUUUUUGAAUGUCUCAAUCCCAUACGAAUGGAAAGAUUAGUGCCAUCUAUCUACUAAACUGUCAACCAUCAAUAUAAAAUGAUGUUCUGUAUGUGUCUCUCUCUCAUUCUCCCCCUCUCUCUCUCUCUCUCUCUCUCUCUCUCUAUCUCUCUCUUUUUCUCCCCCCCUCUCUUCGCUCUCCAGGGGUAGUGUGUGUAACGUGUUGUUGACGUCGUGUGAGGACGGUGUGUGUAGGUUGUGGUCUGAGACGGUGCUGCCAGAGGACAGUAUCCUGGGUGGUCAGAUCACUGAGAACACACACUCCUACAGCUCCAGUCUGCCAGGCCUGGGGGGCAAGGACAAGAUACAACACGCCCUGGAGGUAGUUAGACCACACAGUACACACACACACACACACACACACACGCCCUGGAGGUAGACCACACAGUACACACACACACACACACACACAUACACACGCCCUGGAGGUAGACCACACAGUACACACACACACACACACACACACACACACACACACACACACAGUACACACACACACACACACACACACGCACAAAAUGUGUUCUUCAAAUAAACUUUGUAGUUUUAAUUUUGAAUGUACACUUUAUUAGUUAGUCAUUAAAAAAUGCACAGAGAUAUAGAACAGAUUGAUAUGAAGGACUUCAAUAAUAUGACGCUUCUCUUCUCUCUUCCUGUCCCGCCCCCUGCCCUGUCAUUGGUCCUCCCCGUGCCACACACACACCUGUCCUCUCAUUGGCCAGUCGAUGAGCCACCUGAAGCACCUGCGUCGUGGUCGUCGGAGGUCGUCUGCCCUGGUAGCUCACACUGAUCUGCUGCCGUCUCAGAUGGGGACCCACGAGACACACACCCACCGCCACAUCUCUCACCACGCUAACGCUCUCUGUCACUUCCACAUCUCUGCCAGCAUCAACCCUGCCACAGGUACGUAGCACACACACACACACACUGCAUCAGACAUACACAUACAUACAGCUAGACACACACACUCUCUCCGCCUCAGGCAUACACACACGCACACACUGAACUAGGAACAUCAGCCUUACCUUGUUCCUAUAUUCCUCCCACAUGCAUAGUAAUAUACCCGCCCCUUUUCUCUCUCUGUCUCCUCCCCCCAGACAUCCCAGCGGUGCUAGCGGAGUCUGCAGUGUUUACUCCGGAGGACGGUGGUGGAGGAGGAGGGUUUGUGGUCCACUGGCUCAACAACAAGGACCUGUCCUUCACCUCCUCCAUGGACCUGUUCAUGCAGCAGCUCCGCAAGCUCUCAGAACAGCAGCUGGACCAAGCCACCGACGACCCCCUCGACCAGGAUGGCUCCCCCAUUAAGUUUGACUUUGGUACGAUCUAUUUCAGAAACCCCUCAGAUCUACAUAUUUUUGUUGUUGUGAGAGACAUGUUUUGUGGGGUCUUGUUUAUCAUGACAACAUGAAAUGCAGUGAUCCUUCAUAAUAAUAUGCGUCAAGCAGACACGUUUUCCCAAAGCUAGUAACAGUACUGUGUGCAUACAUGUUCCUAUGGGAUUGAACCCACGAUCCUGACGUUGCAAGUGCCAUGCUCUACCAACUGAGUCACACAGAACCACCUAUAGUAGAUAUCGUAGCUAUGAUAUAAACUAGUUCUGAGUAGCUGACCCAGUGCAAAACUGUUGUCGAGUUUUGAAAUACAUCUGGCUAAUAUCAGUCUGUCUGAGGUAUUCUAUACACACUGACAUGUCAUAUUCUGUCUGUGUCUGACUCCAUACUUUCCCUCCCACCAACUAAGUAAACAAGGUGAAAAGAAGAACGAAAGAACGACAGCCCAAAGCAAGAAACAAUCCAUAACUCACUCAAUCCUUCCCUCCCUACCUACCCUCCCUCUUCCUUCCUUCCAACCCUGACAACCUCCACCAUCCACCUCACCUCCCCUUCCUUCCCCCCCUUUUCCACCCUCCCCUCUUCCCUCCACCUUCCUUCCACCCCUCCCUCCCUCUCUCUCUCCAGACCUAGAUGAGAUGUCAGAGAAGGGUUCAUCAGAGCAUGGUGAGGAGGGUGAGGGUGGUGAAGGCAGCACCAAGGCAUCGUCGCCAGGCUCCAGUAGCUCAGUGCCCCUGCCCUCCAUGUUGCUGGAUAGGAAGAUGGAGACUUUAACUCUGGAGUGGAAUAAGAGUCCUGACAUGCUGUUUACCAUCCACCCCACCGACGGAUCCUUCCUGGUCUGGCACGUCAAAUACCUGGACGAGUACAUCCAGGGUAUCUUCAGACAGGUGCAGGUAAGAGGAGAAUGCACAUGGAGCAACACGCACGGACAGGGAUAAACACACGUAUUGUACAUGGACACACACCAACCAGCAUUAACCCCACACAAGAGGAAGCAGAAUGAUGCUCCAAUCUGACUAUUCUCUCUCUCAUCCCUCUCUCCAUCCCUCUUUCUCCAGGUGUCGUUCUCGUCCCGUAUCCCAGUGGCGUUCCCUACAGGCGACGCCAACUCCCUGAGUAAGAACAUUCUGAUGUACGCCUGCUCCUUCUCUGACAUGGAUAGCUCCAACGCCGGGGGGGAGCAGGGGAGGAGGGCCCGCCGUUUGCCCCAUUCUGCCUCUGCUGGGCUGGGCUCCUCAGCCCUCAGCCUCUCCCUGGCCCAAGCCCCAGGCAUCGGCCCCGCUGUCAUGAUGGUGUCCAAACAUGUGGACGGGUCUCUCAAUCAGGUGAGCGGGAGAGGCAGACUGUGGCUGCGUCCCAAAUGGCACCUUAUUCCCCAUGUUGUGCACUACUUUUGACCAGGGCUCAUAAGGGUAUUGAGGUCCUUAGAUUAAUGCUUAAAAGACAAACUACAGCCAUAUAAAGUAAAAACUAAUAAUAAUAAUAAUCCCUCUAAUAAUGUCAUACUCUGAUAAAUAAUGUUGAAUAAACUUGUGUAUAGACAUUUUGUGGCUCAAUAAAGUUUUCCUUUCAAUCCGUUUCCCUCUCUAGUGGGCGGUGACGUUCGCUGAGCGCUCUGCGUUCUCCAACGUUCUGACCGUGUCUCAUAAGUUCCGUUACUGCGGUCACCGGUUCCACCUCAACGACCAGGCGUGUCACACGGUCCUCCCUCUACUGCUGACCUCCUCCCACCACAACGCUCUCCUCACCCCCCCCUCCGCCCCCAGCAGCAUCGACCUCGACCAGCCACACACACACACACCUCCCCCCAGAGGACUGCGCAGGUAGGGAGGAAGGAAGUGUGUGUGUGUGUGUGUGUGUGUCAUAGGUGGAAGCAACGAGGACCCUCUAUGACCCUCUAUGUCUAGAAAGUGUGUGUGUGUUUACAUAAUGUUCACGUGAGUGUGUAUCAUAACUACUUACGUGUGUGUGUGUGCUCAUGCCUGCAAGCAUGUAUGUCAGUGUUUCCUCUCAAAUGUGUUAGCUGUGGGGGAAAAGUUAGCGGGGGUUUAAGGGGGGCGGGGGGGAGGUCUCUCCCAAUUAACAGAAGACACUGGUAUAGUCAGUGCGAUUGCUGCCAGCUGGUUAAGGCAGGGGUAGAGCUGCCCCCACUCAUCAAACUGCGAGGCCAGCUUUGUCAUUGCCAUCAGCUGGUCCAACCCCUGAAAUACAUGAAAAACUAAAAGAUGUACAACAUUAAAGAAGAGCCAACAGAGUGGUAGUUCAAGAGGAAAAAGGGUUGGGCAACACUGGCCUAAAAUGUUAUCUUCAAAAGAUUGUCACAUUCAUGCCAUACCUUGAAUGCUCCAACUAGCACGUUGCUUGUAAGAGGGCCACUCUUGCAGCGCAGCAGCCUCUGGCACUUGCAAUAACUGCCUGGAGAGGAGAGUCAGGAUAAAGGUGUUUAUCCUCUCACUAGAGAACGCACCCUGAGGUCCCAACACACUGAAGGAGCCCAGAAUCUCCAGGUGUUGGAUUCUCUGGUUUAGGCUGUCCUGGAGGCCAACAAGAUAUGGAUCCAUUACCUAAUUACAGCACAAAACAGAAAAUAAGUCAUUAAUAGCUGUUUGUUUUAGUUUAUCCAACACAGAGUUUCUGUAUUGGGCACUGGUCGCUCGCGCGCUGGUCCCUGGCGUGCCGUUUCUCACGCAGGUGCAUUCUGAAGUGAUUCAAGUGAAUUGUGUUUGGCGCUGCAGAGCGUCUGUAUCGAGCACUGGUCACUCACACACUGGUCACUGGCACGCUGUGUUUCUUGAGUUGCAGGCUGCCUGCCACAGCUCGCAGAGCUAAAUAUCCUUCACUGUGUUGAACCCAGACAGAUUAUCUAUUUACCAAGAAAAGCGAAUGUGCUUUACAGAACUUUAUUGAAACUAUGUUUGGUAGAAAUAGGAUGUUUAUUUUGGUGUGGCGGCAAUGAUUCUGCCAUGGCGCAGCGCCACACUUAAAUGAAUGCAGAGGAAACACUGAUGUGUGUGUAACAUAAACUCUGUCUUUGACGAUCAGUAACGUGUGUGUGACAAACUGUGUGUGUGACCAACUCUGUGUGUGUGUGAUCCCCCUAGGAAGCAGCUGCGUAACGCGGCCACCAGGACGUUCCAUGACCCUAACGCCAUCUACAGUGAGCUGAUUCUGUGGAGGGUGGACCACAUCGGACCCCUGUCCUGCACUGGAGGGGUGUCAGAGCUGGCCCGAAUCAACUCCCUACACACAUCAGCCUUCUCCAAUGUGGCAUGGCUGCCUACCCUGGUACCCAGCUCUGUGCUAGGUUAGUACACACACACACUGGAAUUAAGCGUAUUGUUGGAGGAUGUAUAUAAUGUAUAUCUGGUGUUCAUGUGUGUAUCACAUGUUCAGACAAGGUACUGGUGAAGUAGUCAAUGAUUGUCAAGGGGUGGUUUGGCGACACCUAUAGGUGUUCAAGUUGCAAUAUUAUUGGGCAUAUACAGUUGAAGUCGUAAGUGUACAUACACUUAGGUUUGAGUCAUUAAAACUCGUUUUUUUCAACCACUCCACAAAUGUCUUGUUAACAAACUAUAGUUUUGGCAAGUCAGUUAGGACAUCUACUUUGUGCAUGACACAAGUAAUUUUUCCAACAAUUGUUUACAGACAGAUUAUUUCACUUAUAAUUCACUGUAUCACUAUUCCAGUGGGUCAGAAGUUUACAUACACUAAGUUGACUGUGCCUUUAAAUAGCUUGGAUAAUUCCAGAAAAUGAUGUCAUGGCUUUAGAAGCUUCUGAUAGGCUAAUUGACAUCAUUUGAGUCAAUUGGAGGUAUACCUGUGGAUGUAUUUCAAGGCCUACCUUCAAACUCAGUGCCUCUUUGCUUGACAUCAUGGGAAAAUCAAAAGAAAUCAGCCAAGAUCUCAGAAAAAUAAUUGUAGACCUCCACAAGUCUGGUUCAUCCUUGGGAGCAAUUUCCAAACGCCUGAAGGUACCACGUUAAUCUGUACAAACAAUAGUACGCAAGUAUAAACACCAUGGGACCACGCAGCCGUCAUACCCCUCAGGAAGGAGACGCGUUCUGUCUCCUAGAGAUGAACGUACUUUAGUGCGAAAAGUGCAAAUCAAUCCCAGAACAACAGCAAAGGACCUUGUGAUGAUGCUGGAGGAAACAGGUACAAAAGUAUCUAUAUCCACAGUAAAACGAGUCCUAUAUCGACAUAACCUGAAAGGCCGCUCAGCAAGGAAGAAGCCACUGCUCCAAAACCACCAUAAAAAAGCCAGACUACGGUUUGCAACUGCACAUGGGGACAAAGAUCGUACUUAUUGGAGAAAUGUCCUCUGGUCUGAUGAAACAAAUAUAGAACUGUUUGGCCAUAAUGACCAUCAUUAUGUUUGGAGGAAAAAGGGGGAUGCUUGCAAGCCGAAGAACACCAUCCCAACCGUGAAGCACGGGGGUGGCGUCAUCAUGCUGUGGGGGUGCUUUACUGCAGGAGGGACUGGUGCACUUCACAAAAUAGAUGGCAUCAUGAGGAAGGAAAGUUAUGUGUAUAUAUUGAAGCAACAUCUCAAGACAUCAGUCAGGAAGUUAAAGCUUGGUCGCAAAUGGUCUUCCAAAUGGACAAUGACACCAAGCAUACUUCCAAAGUUGUGGCAAAAUGGCUUAAGGACAACAAAGUCAAGGUAUUGGAGUGGCCAUCACAAAGCCCUGACCUCAAACCUAUAGAACAUUUGUGGGCAGAACUGAAAAAGCAUGUGCGAGCAAGGAGGCCUACAAAGCUGACUCAGUUACACCAUCUCUGUCAGGAGGAAUGGGCCAAAAUUCACCCAACUUAUUGUGGGAAGCUUGUGGAAGGCUACCCGAAACGUUUGACCCAAGUUAAACAAUUUAAAGGCAAUGCUACCAAAUACUAAUUGAGUGUAUGUAAACUUCUGACCCACUGGGAAUGUGAUGAAAGAAAUAAAAGCUGAAAUAAAUCAAGUGGUGAUCCUAAUUGACCUAAGACAGGGAAUUUUUACUAGGAUUAAAUGUCAGGAAUUGUGAAAAACUGAGUUUAAAUGUAAACUUCCGACUUCAACUGUAUACUAACUACAUGCAAAAUCUUACUCCGAGCUCCCACAUUAAAAACAGCAUCUCUCUCUCUCGCUCCCCUCCCUCCCUCCCUCCCUCCAGGUACGUACUGUAACAGUUCCAGUGCAUGCUUCGUCGCGUCAGACGGUAAGAACCUGCGUCUCUACCAGGCUGUGGUGGACGCCAGGAAACUGCUGGACGAACUGUCAGACCCUGAGACCUCAGUAAGUACACACAGAGACAGACACACAGACACACGUACAGAUGCACUCAGUCAGAUUAACAGUGCUGAAAUCCUGAGACUGAAAGGACUCUAACUUUAAAGCUUUAAGGUAGCUGGUUAAAGACACUGUUUGGUAACUUUCCUACACCUCCCUCUCUCUGUCUCUCUCUCUCUCUGUCUCUCAUCUAUCUCUCCAUAGAAACUAGUAGGAGAGGUGUUUAACAUAGUGAGCCAGCAGUCGACAGCCAGACCAGGCUGCAUCAUAGAACUAGAUGUCAUCACUAACCAGGUAAGAAACACCUGUCUCUGACUGUCUCUUUAUCUAAGCAAUAAGUCAAGAGGCCAUGCUACAUAAUUAAUAUAGUCACAGGAAAAUGGUGUUGUUCGGCUCAACGACAGCAGAAGUAUUUUACCUAACAGAUACCGAGUUUAUCAAAAUUUGAUUUGUUUUCCAAUUCUUUGUGGUACUUUGUAAUCUGAGGGAAAUACAUCCCUCUCUCUCUUUUUCCCUCUCUCCCUCCCUCUGUCCGCUUUCUCUCUCUCUCUCUCUCUCUCUCUCGGUCUCUUUCUCUUUCGCUCGCUCUCUCUCUCGCUCUCUCGGCUCUCUCCCUCUCUCGCUCUCUCAUCUCUCUCUCUCUCUCUCUCUCUCUCUCUCCUCUCUCUCUCGUCUCUCUCUUCUCCGCUCUCCCCGCGUCUCUCUUUCCCCUCUCUCUCCCGCUCUCUCUCUGCUAUCGCUCUCUUCUCGUCUCCUGCCUCGAUCUCUCCAGUUCGCUAUCGCUCCUCUCUUCUUCUCUCGUCCCUCUCUCUCUCUCCUCUCCUCCUUCUCCUACUCUCUCGCUCUCUCUCUCUCUCUACUCUCAUCUCUCUCUGUGUCUGGUAGUGUGGAUCUACCACCCAGCUCCUCCAUGUCUUCCAGGAGGACUUUAUUUUGGGGUAUAAACCUCAGGAGGACCCAGAGUUCUACACUACAGCCUACCCUUCUACCGAGGGUAUGGGACGGACGGACGGACGGAUGGUUGGAUGAAUGGAGUGAUGAAUAAAUGACUGAACUGAAGAACUUCUAAAGAUGUUGUGUUUCUCUCUCCUCUCCAGAGUACCACCCUACUCCGUUCUCUGAGAAGUUCUUCCUGGUUGUCAUAGAGAAGGACUUGAAUAGGAACUCUGUGCUGCAGAUGUGGCACCUGCACCUACAGUCCGUGCAGGCCUGUGUGGGUGAGUACUUAACCACAACCCUGACCCAACCUAACCACAACCCAACCUAUCCACAACUUAACCUAGGCCUGUGUGGGUGAGGAGACAACAGUACAAUAGAGUACAGUACAGUAGACUCCAGUAUAAUAGAGUAACGUACAGUAGACUAGCAGUAUAAUAGAGUAACGUACAGUAGACUGCAGUAUAAUAGAGUAACGUACAGUAGACUGCAGUAUAAUAGAGUACAGUAGACUCCAGGAUAAUAGAGUAGAGUACAGUAGACUCCAGUAUAAUAGAGUAGAGUACAGUAGACUCCAGUAUAAUAGAGUAGAUACAGUAGACUCCAGUAUAAUGGAGUACAGUAGACUCCAGUAUAAGAGUACAGUAGACUCCAGUAUAAUGGAGUACAGUAGACUCCAGAUAAUAGAUAGAAGGUACAGUAGACUCCAUUAUAUGAGUCAGUAGACUCCAGUAUAAUGAGUACAGAAAGACCCAUUAAUGAGUAACGAGUAACUCCAGUUAUUUUGUAAGUCCACCUCCAGUAUAAUGGUUCGUAACAGUAACUCUCAGUAUAGAGGGAUACCUGAUUUCCAGUAUAAUGGGUACAGUAGACCUCCAUAUAAUGGGUCAGUAACUCCAUUAUACUGAGUAAUGCUUUUAUACACUAGCCUUGUUUUGUAUAUUGAUUGUGUUGAAGAUAACGUUUUUUCUCUGUUUGUUCAGAUAAUAGUGUGAACAAUAAAGUUUUUCCUCUGUGUUGUUGACAGUCCUUUCAUCGUUUUCUUCCUUCUCCUCUCCUCUCUCUGGUCUCUGUCUCUUGUCUCGCUCCCUCUGUCCUCUCUCUCGCUUUCUUUUCUCUCUUUCUUGUCUCUGUCUCUUCUCUGCCCUUCUGUCUUUUUCUCCUCUCUCUGGUCUCUUUCUCUUCUCUCAUCGUCUCUCUCUCUCUCUGUCGCCUCUCUCUUGUCUCUCUCCCUCUCUUCUCUUCUCUCCUUUCCUGUCCUCUUUCUCUGUCUCCUCUCUCUCUUCUCUGUCCCCCUGUCUCUCAUCUCUCUUCUCUCUCUUCUGUCUUCUCUCUUCUUCCUCUUUCUCUCUCUUCUCGCCUUUUCUCUGUACUCUCGUCCCUGUCUCUGUCUCUGUCGCUGUCUCUUUGUCCAUCUGCUCUCUUCUCUUCUUCCCCCUCUCUGUCCUUCUUUCUCUGUUCCUCUCUUCUACUGCCUUCUCUGCUCUUCUUCUUUUCUGUCUCUCUUAUGUCUCUCUGUCCUCUUUUCUCUGUCUCCCUCUGCCUCUGCCUCUGCCUUCUGCCUCUGCCUCUGCCUCUGCCUCUGUCUCUGUCUCUCUGUCUCUGUGUUCAGAUGAUCUUAAGCUCGCCACCCCUGAGACCUCUUCCAUACCUGACACGCCCAGGAACCCCCCCUGUCAUAAAAUGCAUCGGAAUGAUCCUCAGUCACGGGUCUUGCCCCCGGUUUGACUGCCUUUUGGGGUAUGAAGGCUAUCAUCCGAUGUACGAUUAGCAACCUCUGCCGUCCCAAAAUUCUGCUGUAAGGGGUCCGUUCAUUCGCCACAUAUAUAUAAUAUUUUUAUAAAUCGAUAUAUAAAAUAUAUUAUUUAAUUAUCUAAUCUACCUUCCAAUACAUAUUACAAUCAUCCCCGGAAACCUCCCCCCUCCCGCUCAGUCCCCCACGCCACCUCAUGCCACAACUUCCUCAGCUCCACUUCUGUACCCCCUACCUUUCUAUUUUUUCCGGUUUACCCCCCCAUGUACUAUAAUCUCACACACCUACCGCACUACCACCACACUCUUCUGGUAGGGAUGGGAAGGAUACGCGUAUGCAUGCACACAGAUAUAUAUAUAUACUGUAAAUAUACCCUCCACAGGUAAAGACUAAUAACAUUACUUUUAUAUAUUUGUAAAAACAGUCAAAAUGUAAUAUAUUCUAAAGUAAAAGUUUUAAAAAGCCAACAGCACAUAAUAGAAAAUAGAACGCCUCUGAAGCCAGGGACUGGAUCCUAACAAUUGAAUCUACCAUUGUCCUCCAUGUCUCUCUGUCUUCAAGUCAUCUGAGUUAGUCUGUAUCCUUUGUAACAGUUAUUCUAUUCUCUCUCUCUCUCUCUCUCCUCUCUCUCUCUCUCUCUCUCGCUCUCCCCUCUCUCUCUCUCUCGCUCCCCUCUCUCCAGGUCACCUGAGUUCGUCGUCCAUCUACCCUGUGUGUCUGGCCCCCUACCUGAUCGUCACCACCUGCUCUGACUCCCGCGUCCGCUUCUGGCGCUGCUCUGUGGAGGGUGAGGAGGGGGGAGAGUCAGCCCUGGGCUGUGAGGAGAGGGAGAGCAGGGUCUAUCACUGGGAGCCUUGGGCCCUACUCAACGAGGAGGAGGAUAACAACAGCGCUGUGUGUGUCCCGGGACGUCCUGUAGCCGUGUCAUGUUCCUACACUGGACGACUGGCUGUCUCCUUCAAACAGCCCCGGCCCGGACAUAUACCGGGAAAGGUAGGAGAGGACUUUUACUGUACGCUCCACUCAUGUUAAUGGCUCAUUGGAUUAGUGCAUAUUCUGUUUAAGUGCAGUGUAGUUCACCUGUCUGAAUUCAGCACAUUGCUUUCAAUUUCUGGCCCUGUGGAAUGUCAUAAAUACAGUAUAAACUCUUAUCAGAGUUAUUUUGUAGAAGGUUUUACCUGAAGUGAUUGUGGUUCUCUCACCCUCCUUAUCUCUGGAUAUGGUUUUGGAUAAGAACAUCUGAUGACUAAAAUGGACAAUACUUCAAUGUUCAUUUUCCCUCAGACAUUUGUCUUUUUCCAUUUAACCUAACUGUUUAAUGAAGUGUAUUCCAUCCCUGUCUCCAGAGCCAUGGUCCAGCAGGGGACUUCUCCAUGCACGUGUCCAUCUUUGAGUGUGAGUCUACGGGGGGGUCAGAGUGGGUGUUGGAGCAGACCCUCCACCUGGAUGACUUUACUAGGUCCUCCUCUACCCUGGACCCCAGAGUCAGUGUAGACUCCAACCUCUUUGUGUACAACAGGUACUGGUGGGGGGUGUCUGUUGUGUGUGUGUGUGUGUGUGUCUGUGUGUCUCUGUGUGUGUGCUGUGUGUGCAUGUCUCUUAAAUUACUAACCCCCUCUCUCUCUGUAGGUCUGACCUGUACAUGAGUCGCGAUCACCACUCUCCCAACAUCAAACACUACGUCCACCUGGACUGGCUGUCCAAAGAGGACGGGUCUCAUAUUCUCACGGUGGGGGUGGGGUCCAACAUCCUCAUGUACGGUCGUAUCUCGGGCGUGGUCAACGAACAGACCGCAAGCAAGGACGGGGUGGCGAUCAUCACCCUACCUCUAGGGGGCAGCAUCAAACAGGUACAUGCACACACAUAUACACACACACACACACACACCCCAAAGUCAGGAUCAAACAGGUACUUCUGUAACCUACAUUACCUUGUAUUCUUCCCACAUUUAGUCUACUGUGUAUUGCUGGUACAUAUGCUGUUUGUUAAUAUGGGAUUCUGUCUGUAUGUAUUGUGUAUGCUGCUAAAUGAAUUGCCUCAUUGAGGACAUUCAAGUUUUCAAGUGUGCGUCCCUAAUGGAUGCCUGGCUAGUCAGACUCCUUGCUUCCCUAAUGGUUACCUGGCUAGUCAGACUCCUUGCUUCCCUAAUGGUUGCCUGGCUAGUCAGACUCCUUGCUUCCCUAAUGGUUGCCUGGCUAGUCAGACUCCUUGCUUCCCUAAUGGUUGCCUGGCUAGUCAGACUCCUUGCUUCCCUAAUGGUUGCCUGGCUAGUCAGACUCCUUGCUUCCCUAAUGGUUGCCUGGCUAGUCAGACUCCUUGCUUCCCUAAUGGUUGCCUGGCUAGUCAGACUCCUUGCUUCAGGCCAAACUCCUCGCACACAGACGUUAGUUUCUUCUCCGCAAUGAGUCCGGAUCUGAGUACCUCCCUGACCCUUCACCGAAUGCGAACACAUUCGGGGCCGUCUGAUUGGUCCAGAAACCGAUUGGGCUUCCGCCAGAGCUAGAACACAAGUGUGUAAAGCGGACGUUUGAAAAUGUCGUCAUUGGCUUUGAUACUCUGAUUGGUUAGAGACGAUCCAAUCGCUGAUUACUUUGUUUCUUACAACGCCCUUCGUGCCCCUCCUCACAACAAACGACUUCAAUGUUGGCAGUCUCAGACUAAAGGACUGUUUAUAGCGAACGACAGGGCAGUGGAAGAAUUUAGAGUGAGUCGUCAGGCUACCCAGAUGGCACCCUAUUCCCUAAUUAGUGCACUACUUUUGACCAGAGCCUAAUGGCUGCACUAUAAAGCGUCUGGAAAAUAAAUUAUCUUAUUAUUAUUAAGGGAAUAGGGUGCCUUUUGGUACGUGGGUCCUGGUGAAAAGUAAUGCAACAUAUAAGGAAUAGAAUAGAAUAGAGAAGAACUUCAUUGUCCUUGUGUUACAGCGAAACACCCCCCACCCCAGACAGCACACAUCACACACACAGUUGAGACAAGCACAGGGUCAAGCUGCAGUGCAUGUUGUAAGGUUAAGGGCCUUGCUCAAGGGCCCCAUGGUAGGGGAAUGUCUUUAGCAUAUGAACCCAGUUGCCAGAUCAAUUCCCUCCUAUUUUUCCAGCGCCCAGCCCGGGAUUCCAUUUGGGAUGCAUCCCUAACCUAAUCUAAUGUGAAACAGGGUAUCCGUUCCCGCUGGAUCCUGCUGCGCACCGUGGACCUGCUCUCCUCGGUGGACGGCACCCCUCCCUGCCCGUGUCCCUGUCCUGGGUGAGGGACGGCAUCCUGGUGGUGGGUAUGGACUGUGAGAUGCACGUGUACGCCCAGUGGCGCCAGGACCGCAAGCCCGGCGAGGCCGAGGGGGACAGCCUCUCCUCUGCAGAUAACAUCGCCGGGGGGGUUGGAGGGGGCGGAGGGCAGACGGCCACCACCACAACCACGGGGGGAUCCUCGUCGGCGUUCAAGGGGCGUGCCCGGUCCAAGAGUAUGUUUGAGGGCAACGUGGCAAUCGACGAGGCUCUCCAGGCGCCUGCGGGGCUGCAGGAGGGGGGUCUGUUCGAGGCGGCCCACUCCCUGUCCCCCACCCUGCCUCAGUACCAUCCAACACAGCUGCUGGAGCUCAUGGACCUGGGGAAGGUCCGCCGUGCCAAGGUGGGUCUGACUGACUGGUCUGGCUGGAUGGAUGAAUAGAUGGCUGGUUGGCUGGCUGUCUGACUGGUGGGUCUGGGUGGAUGGGUGGAUGAAUAGAUGGCUGGUUGGCUGCUGUCUGACUGGUGGGUCUGGGUGGAUGGAUGAAUAGAUGGCUGGUUGGCUGGCUGUCUACUGGUGGGGUCUGGGUGGAUGGGUGGGUGGAUGAAUAGAUGGCUGGUUGGCUGUCUGGUGGGUCUGGGUGGAUGGGUGGGUGGAUGAAUGGAUGAUAGAUGGCGGGUUGGCUGCCUCUGACUGUGGUCUGGGGGUGGAUGAUGGAUGGCUGGUUGGCUGCUUCUGCCCUGACUGUGGUCUGGGUGAAUGGUUUGGAAAGAUGCGGGUUUUUGGCUGGUGUCUGACUGGUGGGUCUGGGGGAGGGUGGGUGGAUGAAUAGAUGGCUGGUUGCUGUCGUCUGACGACGGGUGGGUCCUGGGUAAAAGGGAUGAAUAAAUGGCUGGUUGCUGGCUGCUGCUGGUGGAUGGUGGUGAUGAAUGGAUGAUAUAUGGCUGUUUGCUGUCUGUCUGACUGGUGGGUCUGGGUGGAUGGUGGGUGAUGAUUCUGGUUGCCCCUGUCUAUUGGUUGGUGGCAUCGGGCUGCUGGUAGGCUUUUCUCCUCUGGCUGGCUGGCUGUCCUCCUCUGCCCUUCCAUUUUAAAUUUUGCGACCAAGAUACUUUUAUUGAAGUGACCAGAGAACUUCUUGAGUAGUCAUAGAAUGUCAUGAUGAUGAUUAUGGCGACCAUGACGAUGAUGAUGAUGCUGUCGAUGACUAUAAUAAUGUCUCUGCUACUGUUGAUGAUGAUGAUGAUGUCGAUGACUAUAAUAAUGUCUCUGCUACUGUUGAUGAUGAUGAUGAUGCUGUCGAUGACUAUAAUAAUGUCUCUGCUACUGUUGAUGAUGAUGAUGAUGCUGUCGAUGACUAUAAUAAUGUCUCUGCUACUGUUGAUGAUGAUGCUGUCGAUGACUAUAAUAAUGUCUCUGCUACUGUUGAUGAUGAUGAUGCUGUCGAUGACUAUAAUUGUCUCUGCUACUGUUGAUGAUGAUGCUGUCGAUGACUAUAAUAAUGUCUCUGCUACUGUUGAUGAUGAUGCUGUCGAUGACUAUAAUAAUGUCUCUGCUACUGUUGAUGAUGAUGCUGUCGAUGACUAUAAUAAUGUAUCUGCUACUGUUGAUGAUGAUGAUGAUGCUGUCGAUGACUAUAAUAAUGUCUCUGCUACUGUUUAUGAUGAUGGAUGAUGAUGAUGAGCGUCGAGACUAUAAUAAUGUCUUGCUACUAUUGAUGAUGAUGCUGUCGAUGACUAUAAUAAUGUCUCUGCUACUGUUGAUGAUGAUGAUGAUGCUGUCGAUGACUAAUGUCUCUGCUACUGUUGAUGAUGAUGCUGUCGAUGACUAUAAUAAUGUAUCUGCUACUGUUGAUGAUGAUGAUGAUGUCUGUCGAUAAUAAUGUCUCUGCUACUGUUGAUGAUGUGAUGAUGCUGUCGAUGACUAUAAUAAUUCUCUGCUACUGUUGAUGAUGAUGAGGGCUGUCGAUGACUUAAUAAUGCCCUCUGCUACUGUUUGAUGAUGAUGCUGUCUGACUAAAAUGUCCCCUGCUACUUUUUGAUGAUAUGCUGUCAUGACUAUAAUAAUGUCUCUGCUACUGUUGAUGAUGAUAUGUGCUGUCGAUGACUAAAAUGUCCUCUGCUACUGUUGAUGAUGAUGCUGUCCGAUGACUAUAAUAAUGUCCUCUGCUACGGUUGAUGAUGAUGAUGAUGCUGUCGAUGACUAUAAUAAUGUCUCUGCUACUGUUGAUGAUGAUGAUGCUGUCGAUGACUAUAAUAAUGUCUCUGCUACUGUUGAUGAUGAUGUUGUCGAUGACUAUAAUAAUGUCUCUGCUACUGUUGAUGAUGAAUAUGGUUAUUCUUCUUCUUCUCCAGGCCAUCCUGUCCCACCUGGUGAAGUGUAUCGCCGGGGAGGUUGCCGUGGUGAGGGACGUGGAGGCAGGUGAGGGUGGAACCAGACGUCACCUGUCCCGGACAAUCAGUGUGAGCGGCAGCACGGCUAAAGACACCAUCGUGGCCGGCCGCGACGGGGGACGUGAUUACACAGAAAUCAACUCCAUUCCCCCUCUACCCCUCUACGCUCUGCUCUCUGCUGACCUGGACACCUCCUAUAAGGGAGGAGAGGAGGGGGCGAAGGGGGGGAAGGUGGCCGAGGUAGAGGGGGCGAGGAAGACAGGAGAAGAUCAGUACACUGACCUGUUCCAGGUAAAAGGGUUUAGGUUUUAGGUGGAUGUUUCAGUGACACACAGACGUUUCUUUUUUCAUAGAAUCAUAGUUCCUAAGUGUGUAGAUGCUCAACAGAUUCUUCAAAAACGUGUUGGUUCAUUUUCUAUUGUAUAAUAUUGAUAUUGUUCUGUCUGUUACCUAAAGACAUGAUAUGCAGUAAAUGUCUGUUGGAACCAUAUAUGUUAACCUCUGAGUCCAGAUGUAGUCUCCUGUCUGUUAUACCCAAAUCAAUCAACCAACGAGUCAUUGUAUGGCUCCCUCCCUCCCUCAGUUGCAGGCGGUGACGACAGAUGACUUUGCGAGCUUCGCUACAGAGAAAGUAGAGAAGAAGUCUAGAUUCAUCAACCUGUCUCAGUAUGGACCCACCUACUUCGGACCAGAACACGCACAGGUAAACAACAAGAACAUGUAUUUACUUACCAGCUUGCUGAUGCUUUAGAUGUUAUUGUCUGGUUUAAUUGUUUGUUUGUCAAAUCAAUAUAUCACCUCUGAGAUUAAUACAGUCAUUCUUCUCUGCUAAUCCCUCCCUCCCUCCCCUCCCUCCCCUCCCUCCCUCCCUCCCUCCCUCCCUCCCUCUCUCCCUCCCUCCCCUCCCUCCCUCCCCCUCCCUCCCUCCCUCCCUCUCUCCCUCCCUCCCUCCCCCUCCCUCCCUCCCCCCUCCUCUCCUCCCUCUCUCUCUCUCUCCCUCCCUCCCUCUCUCUCUCUCUCUCUCCCUCUCCCUCCCUCCCUCCAGGUGUUAUCUAGUCAGCUGAUGCAUUCCAGUCUUCCAGGUCUGACUCGGUUAGAACAGAUGUUCCUGGUGGCUCUAGCUGAUACUGUAGCAACCACCAGUGCAGAGGUCAGCAGCUCCACUGACAAACAGUACACAGGUCAGUCUCAGAGAGAGGGAGGGUGUUUGUGUCUGCGACUUGGGCUAUGUUUUGCCUAACCAUGGUCUAUUAGGCUAAACAAAUACAAAUAUAAUGUAAUUAGUCUAGUCAGAGUUAUUCCCUGAUUGUGUGUUCCUAAUUAUUGAUAUAAACACACACACACUCACAGUUAUCUUUGUCAUUUUACCUCCACUAUCAGUCUGUUAUAUAUGUUAUUUAGUCUUUAAGAGGGAUGUGAGAGAGAGACCUUAGCAGGUUGUUCCUCUGUUAAGUAAGCAGGGAGAGAGAGAGAGAGAGAGGGGGGAGAGGUAGAGGGAGUAGAGGUAGAGGGAGUAGAGGUAGAGGAGAGAGGUAGAGGGAGAGAGGUAGAGGGGGGUGGAGAGAGGUAGAGAGGGAGAGGGGUGGAGAGAGGGGGAGAGGUAGAGAGGGGGUGGGGAGAGGACCAGGCACAUGGAGUCGAAGACAUUUAAAGGGCUGAUUCCUAAAUCAGUGUUUUCAUCCCUUUGUAUGGAUAGGUAGACGGGGAUAGAGAGAUCCCUCAACCCUCUCCAUCUGGUGUGUAGAAUUAGGAGAAGCUGCUCUAUCCCAAAUGAAUGGGAAAGACUGGCACCAUCUGAUUCCAUCUGAUCAUUGUGUGUGUGUGUGUGUGUUAAUGUCCUAUACUAACCCAUGUGUUAAUAAUGUGUUUGUGUCUAGGUGGUGAGGCCCUGGAUGAGUGUGGGUUGAGGUACCUGUUAGCCAUGCGUCUACACACCUGUCUCCUCACCUCUCUACCCCCGCUGUACCGCAUGCAGUUGCUGCACCAAGGUAUGGUACACACACACACACACACUCCUGCUUCCCAAUCUCACUUUCUGAGCUAUGAUGGAGAGGGUCGUAGAGAGUGCUUAUUGGUACAUUAUACUGAGGGAUUGAUCUAUUAUUGGAUAUGUAGGAUGACUUGCAGUGGUUUCUCUGGUCCCUGUUCCCUCCCAGGUCCAGAUAUGUUGUCUCUCUCUGGUCCCUGUUCCCUCCCAGGUCCAGAUAUGUUGUCUCUCUCUGGUCCCUGUUCCCUCCCAGGUCCAGAUAUGUUGUCUCUCUCUGGUCCCUGUUCCCUCCCAGGUCCAGAUAUGUUUGUCUCUCUCUGGUCCCUGUUCCCUCCCAGGUCCAGAUAUGUUGUCUCUCUCUGGUCCCUGUUCCCUCCCAGGUCCAGAUAUGUUGUCUCUCUCUGGUCCCUGUUCCCUCCCAGGUCCAGAUAUGUUGUCUCUCUGGUCCCUGUUCCCUCCCAGGUCCAGAUAUGUUGUCUCUCUGGUCCCUGUUCCCUCCCAGGUCCAGAUAUGUUGUCUCUCUCUGGUCCCUGUUCCCUCCCAGGUCCAGAUAUGUCCCUUUUAACCUCCCAGGUCCAGAUAUGUUGUCUCUCUCUGGUCCCUGUUCCCUCCCAGGUCCAGAUAUGUUGUCUCUCUCUGGUCCCUGUUCCCUCCCAGGUCCAGAUAUGUCCCUUUUCCCUCCCAGGUCCAGAUAUGUUGUCUCUCUCUGGUCCCUGUUCCCGUUUUGUAAGCAACAGUCAACAAUCAAGCGCUGAAGCAAAGCAACCCUUUCUCUCCCCUCUGAGCACAGUCACCUCACCUGCCUCUCUCUGUUUCUCUCCCCUCUGAGCACAGUCACCUCACCUGCCUCUCUCUGUUUCUCUCCCCUCUGAGCACAGUCACCUCACCUGCCUCUCUCUGUUUCUCUCCCCUCUGAGCACAGUCACCUCACCUGCCUCUCUCUGUUCCCCCCCCUCCCCCCAGGUCUGUCUACGUGUCACUUUGCGUGGGCGUUCCACUCGGAGGCUGAGGAGGAGAUGUUGAAUAUGAUCCCCGCCAUGCAGAGAGGAGACCCUCAGUGGUCUGAGCUACGGGCUGUAGGGGUGGGUUGGUGGACACGCAACAUCAACACACUACGCAGGAUGGUUGAGAAGGUAGGGGAAUGUGUGGCCUGAACUCCAAUCAUCCAUUGAUUGGUUUAUUGCAUUGAUUGGUAGGUUUUGAUUGUUUGAUUGAUUGAUCUCUGUGUGUGUGUAGGUGGGUAAAGCAGCGUUCCAGAGGAACAAUGAUCCUUUAGAUGCAGCUCUAUUCUACCUGGCCAUGAGGAAGAAGAAGGCUGUUCUCUGGGGUCUGUUCAGGUAACGCACAUCUGUAAAACACCUGGAGCUCUAGCCAGAUCCCAGAUCAGUUUGUGUUGUCUUACCUUUUUGUUUAGUUGUUCACCUCUUCUGCACUUUUUUUCUUUAAAAUCCACAUUUUAUGUUUACCCUUGUGUGUCAGAACACGAUUACAUUAAUCAUGUACAGUAGGUAAAUAAUGCAUAUUCUAUUCUCCUCCUCUCCUCUCCUCUCCUCUCCUCUCCUCUCCUCCUCCCCUCCUCCUCCUCCCUCUCCUCCUCUCCUCCUCCCUCUCCUCUCCUCUCCUCUUCCUCUCUCCUCUCCUCUCCUCUCCUCUUCUCUCCUCCUCUCCUCUAGGUCUCAGCGUGAUGAGAAGAUGACGGUGUUCUUUAAGAAUAACUUCAGUGAGGACCGCUGGCGUAAAGCAGCUCUGAAGAACGCUUUCUCUCUGUUGGGGAAACAGCGCUUUGAACAGGCUGCUGCCUUCUUCCUGCUGGCUGGCUCCCUGAAAGAUGCCAUCGAGGUCUGGAAACACCACACACACACACACAACACACACACACACACACACACACACACACACACACACACACACACACAGUCUGUUCCUAGUUUAGACCUACUUCAGCUGCACCUGUAUUGUGUCUGUCGUUGCGACACCAUCCUCGUCAUGGAAACCUGGCACAGACUAAUGUUUAUGGAAGUCAACUGGGAGGUGUGUCAAUGACAUGAGACUCUACAGCUGUGUGAGUGUGUGAAUGCUCUAGUCUAAACCUGAAAGAUAAGGUCGUGGGGAUGGUUAGCUACGUAAAUGUUGGGGUUACUUUACCUUGGGCUGAGGGUGCAACAGCACAGUCUCAACAUGCUGAUAGCAGGAGAAUGGGGUUCCUACUGGAAGUGUUUGGGGAUAGUUUACCAGACAGUCAUUUCAAAAGGGCGUCAUUGAGGAGAACACUAGAUCACACUUUCAUCAUUUUAGUCUGUCUUAGCCAUGAGUCUUUACUGUUUAGUCAGUUUUAGCAAAGAGUCUAAACCAGGAAACUGCCCCUAAAUUCAUCUAUGGUUGUCAGGUUUCUUAAUAAGUCUAUGUUCUAAACCAUGCACAUGCAGAACCUGCUUGAUGUGUGGACAGUGCCUUGUGUGGCAUCUCAGUGUUUUUCAUCUCCUCUAACUCUAAUCUAACUCUUACUUACUAGUCCUUUAUAUUCCUUACAGAACACAGCCCAACUCUAACUGUCCUCUACUCUCUAACUCUAGCUGUCCUCUACUCUAACUGUCCUCUACCCUCUAACUCUACUCUAACUCUAGCUGUCCUCUACUCUCUAACUCUAGCUGUUCUCUAUUCUAACUGUCCUCUACUCUAACUCUACUCUAACUCUAACUGUUACUUACUUACUAGGCCUUUGUAUUCCUUACGGAACAUAGGCCAACUCUAACUGUCCUCUACUCUAACUGUACUCAAACUCUGCUCUAUUCUAACUGUCCUCUACUCUAACUCUACUCUAACUCUAACUGUUACUUACUUACUAGGCCUUUGUAUUCCUUACGGAACAUAGGCCAACUCUAACUGUUCACUCUAACCUAGCUCCUCUACUUACUGUCCUCUCCCUACUCCUCUAACUCUAGCUGUCCUCUACUCUCAACUCUACUCUUCUCUAUUCUAACUGUCCUCUACUCUAACUCUACUCUAACUCUAACUGUUACUUACUUACUAGGCCUUUGUAUUCCUUACGGAACAUAGGCCUACUCUAACUGUCCUCUACCCUCUAACUCUAGCUGUCCUCUACUCUAGCUCUCCAUUACUUCUCUUCUAGGCUUUUUUUCCUUCCUACUCUAACUGUCCUCUACUCUAACUGUCCUCCUACUCUAGCUGUCCUCUACUCUAACUGUCCUCUAUUUUUCUAGGCUGUCCUUUCAAUACCUCUAAUUUCUACUCUAACUUCUCUACUCAAACUCUACUCUACUCAAACUGUCCUCUACUCUCUACUCUAGCUGUCCUCUACUCUAGCUGUCCUCUACUCUAGCUGUCCUCUACUCUAGCUGUCCUCUACUCUAACUGUCCUCUACUCUAACUCUACUCUAACUCUAACUCUACUCAAACUCUACUCUACUCAAACUGUCCUCUACUCUCUAACUCUAGCUGUCCUCUACUCUAGCUGUCCUCUACUCUAGCUGUCCUCUACUCUAACUCUACUCUAACUCUAACUCUACUCUAACUCUAACUCUACUCUACUCCAACUCUAACUAUACUGUAACUCAACUCUUAACUCUAACUGUCCUCCACUCUAACUGUACUCAACUUGAACUCUAACUGUACUCUACUCCAACUGUAACUGUACUCUACUCUAACUGUACUCUACUCUACUGUUACUCUUAACUCUACUCUUAACUCUAUUCUAACUCUACUGUUACUCUGCUCUAACUCCAACUCUAACUCUACUCUAUUAUACUCUACUCUUAACUCUUACUGUCCUCUACUCUAACUGUCCUCUGCUCUAACUGUACUCAACUUGAACUCUACUCUACUCUAACUGUACUCUACUCUAACUGUACUCUACUCUACUGUUACUCUUAACUCUACUCUUAACUCUACUCUUAACUCUACUCUUAACUCUACUCUAACUGUACUCAAACUCUGCUCUAUUCUAACUGUACUCUACUCUAACUCUACUCAAACUCUGUUCUAACUGUCCUCUACUCUAACUGUCCUCUACUCUAACUGUCCUCUACUCUAACUGUACUCUACUCUAACUGCACUCUACUCUAACUGUACUCUAUUAUAACUCUACUCUUAACUCUUACUGUCCUCUACUCUAACUGUCCUCUACUCUAACUGUCCUCUACUCUAACUGUCCUCUACUCUAACUGUACUCUACUCUAACUGCACUCUACUCUAACUGUACUCUAUUAUAACUCUACUCUUAACUCUUACUGUCCUCUACUCUAACUGUAUUCAACUUGAACUCUAACUGUCCUCUACUCCAACUCUAACUGUACUCUACUCUAACUGUACUCUGCUCUAACUCCAACUCUAACUCUACCCUACUGUAACUCUACUCUUAACUCUUACUGUCCUCUACUCUAACUGUCCUCUACUCUAACUGUCCUCUACUCUAACUGUCCUCCACUCUAACUGUCCUCCACUCUAACUGUCCUCCACUCUAACUUUACUCAACUUGAACUCUACUCUACUCUAACUGUACUCAACUUGAACUCUAACUGUACUCUACUCGAACUCUAACUGUACUCUACUCCAACUCUAACUGUACUCUACUCUACUGUUACUCUUUACUCUACUCUAACUCUACUCUAACUCCACUCUACUGUAACUCUACUCUUAACUCUAACUGUACUCUACUCUAACAGUACUCUACUCUAACUGUCCUCUACUCCCUCCAACUCUAAUUCUAACUCUACUCUAACACUACUGUAAAUUUGCUCUAUCUCUACUCUACUCUAACUGUCCUCUACUCUCUAACUCUAGCUGUCCUCUAUUCUAACUGUCCUCUACUGUAACUCUACUUUAACUCUAACUGUUACUUACUUACUAGGCCUUUGUAGUCCUUAUGGAACAUAGGCCAACUCUAACUGUCCUCUACUCUAACUGUCCUCUACUCUAACUCUACUCAAACUCUGCUCUACUCUAACUGUCCUCUACUCUAACUCUACUCAAACUCUGCUCUAUUCUAACUAUCCUCUACCCUAACUCUACUCAAACUCUGCUCUAUUCUAACUGUCCUCUACUCUAACUCUACUCAAACUCUGCUCUACUCUAACUGUCCUCUACUCUAACUCUACUCAAACUCUGCUCUAUUCUAACUGUCCUCUACUCUAACUCUGCUCUAUUCUAACUGUCCUCUUCCCUAACUCUACUCAAACUCUACUCUAACUGUCCUCUACUCUAACUCUACUCAAACUCUGCUCUAUUCUAACUGUCCUCUACUCUAACUCUACUCUACUCUACUCUAAUUGUACUCUACUCUACUCUAACCGUUACUCUAACUCUACUCUACUGUAACUCUUAACUCUACUCUAACUCUAACUCCAACUGUCCCCCUCUCCUCUCUAGGUGUGCUUGGAGAAGAUGGAAGAUAUCCAGUUGGCCAUGGUAGUAGCCAGGCUGUACGAGGCUGACUAUGAGAGCAGUUCCACCUGCCAAGCCAUCCUGUAUGAGAAGGUUUUGGGCUGCCAGAGGGACGGGUCGGGGUACCACUGCACCAAACUGCACCCGGACCCGUUCCUACGCAGCAUAGCCUUCUGGAUCAUGAAGGACUACACCAAGGCCUUGGACACGCUGCUAGAGUGCAUCCCCAAAGAGGACGAUGAGAACCCUGGUGAGAGCAGCAUGGUGGUAGAUCACACACUCAGAGGGGGCAGGGAUGUUUCAGCCUAGCGCUGAUGCUAUAUUCUAACUGGAUUGCAUUGACCUCUCUCUACCUCUUACUCUCUUUCUUUCUUUCUUUCUCUCUCCAUGUCUCCCUCUCCUCUCCCCCUCCCUCCCUCCUCUAUCCCUCUCUAUCCCCCCCCAGAUGUGAUGGUGAAGUCGUGUAACCCGGUGGUGUUUAGUUUCUAUAACUACUUGAGGACACACCCCCUGAUCAUCCGCCGCCACUACGCGUCCCCUGAGGGUGCUGUGACAUCAUCACUAGGCCUCACCUCGGAGAAGAGCAGCGUCGACGAGAUCAACCUCAUCGAACGCAAACUCUUCUUCACCACCGCCAACGCACACUUCAAGGUCUUUGAUUUGUUUUAAUCAAUCAUUUAAAAACUCAAUUCAACCACACGUGGCUACAAUGCAUUUAGAAGCAUCGAAGAUAACACAAGAAAGUUGACGAUUUAAAAAACUAGAUUGUACUAUACCUGUUGUAUAGUACUUAUUGUAAGGUGUAAUGAGGCACGGCAUUAAAAACAGUAGUCAUGGUGUACUAUCAGUAUUUUAAGAUUAGUAUCAUUUUUUAUCUCACUUUUAUAAGUAAAGGAUAAGUUAAUGAAUAUAAAAGUAAUGUUACUAAUAAGGAGAUGGAUUGGGGGUAAGGCCCUGCGAUAGACUACUGUCCUGUCCAGGGGGUGUACUGGUACAUCAAGCUGCCUCACGCUACAGAAACAGGAGAUAGACUACUGUCCUGUCCAGGGGGUGUACUGUACAUCAAGCUGCCUCACGCUACAGAAACAGCAGAUAGACUACUGUCCUGUCCAGGGGGUGUACUGGUACAUCAAGCUGCCUCACGCUACAGAAACAGGAGAUAGACUACUGUCCUGUCCAGGGGGUGUACUGUACAUCAAGCUGCCUCACGCUACAGAAACAGCAGAUAGACUACUGUCCUGUCCAGGGGGUGUACCGGUACAUCAAGCUGCCUCACGCUACAGAAACAGGAGAUAGACUACUGUCCUGUCCAGGGGGUGUACUUGUACAUCAAGCUGCCUCACGCUACAGAUACAGGAGAUAGACUACUGUCCUGUCCAGGGGGUGUACUGGUACAUCAAGCUGCCUCACGCUACAGAAACAGGAGAUAGACUACUGUCCUGUCCAGGGGGUGUACUGGUACAUCAAGCUGCCUCACGCUACAGAAACAGAAGAUAGACUACUGUCCUGUCCAGGGGGUGUACUUGUACAUCAAGCUGCCUCACGCUACAGAAACAGGAGAUAGACUACUGUCCUGUCCAGGGGGUGUACUUGUACAUCAAGCUGCCUCACGCUACAGAAAUAGGAGAUAGACUACUGUCCUGUCCAGGGGGUGUACUUGUACAUCAAGCUGCCUCACGCUACAGAAACAGGAGAUAGACUACUGUCCUGUCCAGGGGGUGUACUUGUACAUCAAGCUGCCUCACGCUACAGAAACAGGAGAUAGACUACUGUCCUGUCCAGGGGGUGUACUUGUACAUCAAGCUGCCUCACGCUACAGAAACAGGAGAUAGACUACUGUCCUGUCCAGGGGGUUGUACUUGUACAUCAAGCUGCCUCACGCUACAGAAACAGGAGAUAGACUACUGUCCUGUCCAGGGGGUGUACUUGUACAUCAAGCUGCCUCACGCUACAGAAACAGGAGAUAGACUACUGUCCUGUCCAGGGGGUGUAGUUGUACAUCAAGCUGCCUCACACUACAGAAACAGGAGAUAGACUACUGUCCUGUCCAGGGGGUGUACUUGUACAUCAAGCUGCCUCACGCUACAGAAACAGGAGAUAGACUACUGUCCUGUCCAGGGGGUGUAGUUGUACAUCAAGCUGCCUCACGCUACAGAAAUAGGAGAGAGAGAGCAACGGCUUGUGAAAGGCUACUUACUAAUGUUACUAAUAGUGAUUAUUCUGUUUUCUAAUAAAGGUGGGCUGUCCAGUGCUUGCCCUGGAGGUGCUCUCCAAGAUCCCCAAGGUGACCAAGAAGUCAGUCUCCUCGUCCCCCCUGAGUAAAGGCUCUUCCAUGGCCAACGUCAGCUCCAGCCUGCCCCUGGAGAAUGGGAACCAGGGGGACCUGGACUGGGCCUCUCCUGCCCCAGUUAAGGCCACUCCUGCCUGGGGUACAGAGGAGAGCUCAGCCACACUGGACUGGAGCCAGCCUCUGGUCAAAGUGGAGGACGAUGGACUGCAGCUGGACUGGGGAGAUGAUAAGAAGGAUGAAGAUGAUGAUGAUGAUGGUGGUGGUCUGACAAUGAAGAAGACUGAGGUGGAGACCAAAGAUGACAAGGGAUCUGGGGGGGUGAGACCACCUGGGCUGCAGAGAGCGGACUCUCAGGUAGGGCUGGCAACAAUAUAAGCAACAGUCAAUAUUAUCAAUAGUCAAUAUAAUUGAUUGUUGAGAUUACUUUAAAAGAAAAGGAAGUUGAUACGUCAGCUUUGUGAGUCUAAGUGAUACUGGAAAAAGCAGUGUGUGGGUUUUCCUUGUCUGUUAAGAUAUCAAAAAAGAAAAUUACGCUUUUUUUAACACGAUAAUGAAUUUUCUUGUUUAUUGAAAAUAUCUAAUGUAUUAGUCUAAUUUAAAAUAUUGGUUUUUCUGUGAGAAAAUUAUACAGGUAUGAUACUGUUAAUAUAGAGUUAUUAUGACAGUAAUUGAGUGAUAGAUAUUUCCAUAACCAUCUCUGCUCUCAGGGUGAGUCUGAGGUGGAUGUGAUCGCAGAGCAGCUGAAGUUCCGCGCUUGUCUGAAGAUUCUGAUGACCGAGCUACGUACGCUAGCUACGGGCUAUGAGGUGGACGGAGGGAAGCUGCGCUUUCAGCUCUACAGCUGGUUAGAGAAGGAGAUAGGAGCCAUGCACCGCAUCUGCAACUACAAGGUACUCACACACACACCGCAUCUGCAACUACAAGGUACACACACACACACCGCAUCUGCAACUACAAGGUACACAGCUCCCCUUUAAAGGACACUCAGAGGGUUGCACAUUUCUGGUAACUUUCCCAAAAUGUCAGUUUACUUCCUGAAUUGACUGGAUUUAAAUGUAAUUGACCCCAACCAUGACACCUACUAGAGCCUAACCACCAACUCCUCAUCAGCCAUACUAUACCAGAAGUGCAUUGAGUUGAAUUGAAAACUGUAUUUACUUUAACUGCUACUGCUACCAUAAACAUCUUAAAGAUCUUACCUUAAUAAAACCCGCUAUCCUUUUCUCUUCUUCAGGUGUUGGGGAAGGAGGAGAGCCAGGAGGUGGAGAGAUGGGAGGAUGGAGGAGGAGUAGAGGACGUGUUUGAGGAGUCCCUGGGGGGUGGCGGGGGUACAGAGACGGGGGCGUAUGAGCGCCACCAGAUGGAGCGCAGGCGUCUUGCGGCCAAGCAGCUUCAUGCUGAGAGGAGGAAGGCGUGGCUGAGGAAGAACCAGGCUCUGCUCCGGGUCUUCCUGUCCUACUGCAGCCUGCACGGGGCCAAGGGAGGGGGGGUCACCUCUGUACGCAUGGAGCUCAUCUUCCUGCUCCAGGAGAGCCAACAGGUAGGUGCUGAAGACACACACACACACACACACACAGGUCAGAUACAUGCUCUCUCCUCUCUCUCUCUGUCUCGCUCUCUCUCUCUCUGUCUCACUCCCUCUCCUCUCUCUGUCUCUCUCUGUCUCUCUCUCCUCUCUCAAUUCAAUUCAAUUCAAUUUCAAUGUAAGGGCUUUAUUGGCAUGGGAAACGUGUGUUAACAUUGCCAAAGCAAGUGAAGUAGAUAGUAAACAAAAGUGAAAUAAACAAUAAAUAUUAACAGUAAACAUUACACUCAGAAGUUUCAAAAGAAAAAAUACAUUUCAAAUGUCAUAUUAUGUAUAUAUACAGUGUUGUAACAAUGUGCAAAUAGUUAAAGUACAAAUGGGAAAAUAAAUAAACAUAACUAUGGGUUGUAUUUACAAUCGUGCUUGUUCUUCACUGGUUGCCCUUUUCUUGUGGCAACAGGUCACAAAUCUUGCAGCUGUUAUGGCACACUGUGGUUUUUCACCCAGUAGAUAAGGGAGUUUAUCAAAAUUGGGUUUGUUUUCGAAUUCUUUGUGGAUCGCUGUAAUCUGAGGGAAAUAUGUGUCUCUAAUAUGGUCAUAAAUGGAGGAGGUAUGGCAGGAGGUUAGGAAGUGCAGCUCAGUUUCCACCUCAUUUUGUGGGCAGUGUGCACAUAGCCUGUCUUCUCUUGAGAAGGUAUUCUGCCACUGUGUACUCUCUGUUUAGGGCCAAAUAGCAUUCUAGUUUGUUCUUUCCAAUGUGUCAAGUAAUUCUCUUUUUGUUUUCUCAUGAUUUGGUUGGGUCUAGUUGUGUUGUUGUUGUCCUUGGGCUGUGUGGGGUCUGUUUGUGUUUGUGAACAGAGCCCCAGGACAAGCUUACUUAGGGUACUCUUCUCCAAGUUCAUCUCUCUGUAGGUGAUGGCUUUGUUAUGGAAGGUUUGGGAAUCGCUUCCUUUUAAGUGGUUAUAGAAUUUAAUGGCUCUUUUCUGGAUUUUGAUAAUUAGCGGGUAUUGGCCUAAUUCUGCUCUGCAUGCAUUAUUUGGUGUUUUACGUUGUACACGGAGGAUGUUUUUGCAGAAUUCUGCAUGCAGAGGCUCAAUUUGGUGUUUGUCCCAUUUUGUGAAUUCUUGGUUGGUGAGCGGACCCCAGACCUCAGAACCAUAAAGGGCAAUGGGUUCUAUAACUGAUUCAAGUAUUUUUAGCCAGAUCCUAAUUGGUAUGUCAAAUUUUAUGUUCCUUUUGAUGGCAUAGAAGGCCCUUCUUGCCUUGUCUCUCAGAUCGUUCACAGCUUUGUGGAAGUUACCUGUGGUGCUGAUGUUUAGGCCGAGGUAUGUAUAGUUUUUUGUGUGCUAUAGGGUAACGGUGUCUAGAUGGAAUUUGUAUUUGUGGUCCUGGCAACUGGACCUUUUUUGGAACACCAUUAUUUUAGUCUUACUGAGAUUUACUGUCAGGGCCCAGUUCUGACAGAAUCUGUGCAGAAGAUCUAGGUGCUGCUGUAGGCCCUCCUUGGUUGGUGACAGAAGCACCAGAUCAUCAGCAAACAGAAGACAUUUGACUUCAGAUUCUAGUAGGGUGAGGCCGGGUGCUGCAGACUGUUCUAGUGCCCUUGCCAAUUCGUUUAUAUAUAUAUAUAUAUAUACAGUGGGGGAAAAAAGUAUUUAGUCAGCCACCAAUUGUGCAAGUUCUCCCACUUAAAAAGAUGAGAGAGGCCUGUAAUUUUCAUCAUAGGUACACGUCAACUAUGACAGACAAAAUGAGAAAAACAAUUCCAGAAAAUCACAUUGUAGGAAUUUUAAUGAAUUUAUUAGCAAAUUAUUGUGGAAAAUAAGUAUUUGGUCAAUAACAAAAGUUUCUCAAUACUUUGUAAUAUACCCUUUGUUGGCAAUGACACAGGUCAAACGUUUUCUGUAAGUCUUCACAAGGUUUACACACACUGUUGCUGGUAUUUUGGCCCAUUCCUCCAUGCAGAUCUCCUCUAGAGCAGUGAUGUUUUGGGGCUGUCGCUGGGCAACACGGACUUUCAACUCCCUCCAAAGAUUUUCUAUGGGGUUGAGAUCUGGAGACUGGCUAGGCCACUCCAGGACCUUGAAAUGCUUCUUACGAAGCCACUCCUUCGUUGCCCGGGCGGUGUGUUUGGGAUCAUUGUCAUGCUGAAAGACCCAGCCACGUUUCAUCUUCAAUGCCAUGCUGAUGGAAGGAGGUUUUCACUCAAAAUCUCAUGAUACAUGGCCCCAUUCAUUCUUUCCUUUACACGGAUCAGUCGUCCUGGUCCCUUUGCAGAAAAACAGCCCCAAAGCAUGAUGUUUCCACCCCUAUGCUUCACAGUAGGUAUGGUGUUCUUUGGAUGCAGCUCAGCAUUCUUUGUCCUCCAAACACGACGAGUUGAGUUUUUACCAAAAAGUUAUAUUUUGGUUUCAUCUGACCAUAUGACAUUCUCCCAAUCCUCUUCUGGAUCAUCCAAAUGCACUCUAGCAAACUUCAGACGGGCCUGGACUUGUACUGGCUUAAGCAGGGGGACACGUCUUGCACUGCAGGAUUUGAGUCCCUGGCGGCGUAGUGUGUUACUGAUGGUAGGCUUCGUUACUUUGGUUCCAGCUCUCUGCAGGUCAUUCACUAGGUCCCCCCGUGUGGUCCUGGGAUUUUUGCUCACCGUUCUUGUGAUCAUUUUGACCCCACAGGGUGAGAUCUUGCGUGGAGCCCCAGAUCGAGGGAGAUUAUCAGUGGUCUUGUAUGUCUUCCAUUUCUUAAUAAUUGCUCCCACAGUUGAUUUCUUCAAACCAAGCUGCUUACCUAUUGCAGAUUCAGUCUUCCCAGCCUGGUGAAGGUCUACAAUUUUGUUUCUGGUGUCCUUUGACAGCUCUUUGGUCUUGGCCAUAGUGGAGUUUGGAGUGUGACUGUUUGAGGUUGUGGACAGGUGUCUUUUAUACUGAUAACAAGUUCAAACAGGUGCCAUUAAUACAGGUAACGAGUGGAGGACAGAGGAGCCUCUUAAAGAAGAAGUUACAGGUCUGUGAGAGCCAGAAAUCUUGCUUGUUUGUAGGUGACCAAAUACUUAUUUUCCACCAUAAUUUGCAAAAAAAAUCAUUAAAAAUCCUACAAUGUGAUUUUCUGGAAUUGUUUUUCUCAAUUUGUCUGUCAUAGUUGACGUGUACCUAUGAUGAAAAUUACAGGCCUCUCUCAUCUUUUUAAGUGGGAGAACUUGCACAAUUGGUGGCUGACUAAAUACUUUUUUUCCCCACUGUAUAUAUAUCUCUCUCGCUCUCGCUCUCACCUCUCUUUCUCUCACUCUCUGUCUCUCUCUCUCUCUCUCUGUCUCUCUCUCUCUCUCCCUCUCUCUCUCCGUAUCACCUCUGAUAUAUUCUUGCUGUUCUCUUCUUUUUUUCUCCUCCUCCAGGAGACUACAGUAAAACAGCUCCAGUCCCCCCUGCCCCUCCCCACCACCCUCCCCCUCCUCUCAGCCAGUAUCGCCACCACCAAGACGGUGAUCUCCAACCCUGUCCUCCACCUCAGCAACCACAUCCAUGACAUCCUCCACACCAUCACACAUAUGGAGCUGCCGCCACACCCUGAACUCAUGGACGACAGGGUAUGUAUGGUUCAGUGUCUGUGUGUGGGGGGGGACUUUGCCAGCAGGAUGCUGUAUGUUUGUGCCUCCAUGAUUGAGAUGAGUGUAAUGUAUGUCUCUCUCUCCUCUCCAGGUUAACCUUCUACACACCCUGGCUGCCUCUCUGUCUGCCUGCAUCUAUCAAGCCCUGUGUGACAGCCAUAGCUACAGGUACACACACAACACACACACACACACAACACACACACGUUUUGAUGACCUAUAGUUUGAUUUCAUACUGCCAUUUCCAGUUGAGAUUAAUUUGAAUGACUGUCUGAUCCUGCCUUUGCUCUUUCCCAUGGUGCCUUGCAGCAGCCAGGCAGAGGCCAAUCAGUUUACAGGGAUGGUGUACCAGGGUCUACUGCUGAGUGAGAGGAGACGGUUACGCACCGAGAGCAUAGAGGAGCAUGCUACACCCACCUCUGCCCCAGCGCAGUGGCCAGGUACACACACACACACACACACACACACACACACACACACACACACACACACACACACACACAGCUCUGCCAGUCACAGUAAAUUAAUGUCUAUCUAACCAUUGUCUGAGCAGACAGCCGAAUGGACAACAUGACUGCUAUGUUUGCUGAAUCUCUCAAGAGGUAGGGGAAGGGGAGGGAGACCGUGAGAGAGAGAGAGAGUGUGAGAGAGAGAGCGUGAGAGACAGAGCAUAAGAGCGAGAGCGAGAGAGAGAGAGCGAGAGAGAGAGAAAGGACAGAAAGAGAGAGAACAAAGAUAAUUGAAUUGAGAGAGCAGGCAGUGAGAGAGGACUGAUAGAGAGAGAGAGAGAGAGAGAGAGAGAAACACAGAGAUGGAGGACUGACAGAGAGAGAGAUACAGAGAGGACUGACAGAGAGAGAGAUGCAGAGAGAGACAGAGACGACUGACAGAGAGACGACUAACAGAGAGACAGAGAGAGAGAAACAGAUGGUAGUCAGUAAUUAGAGCUCUGUAGCCUGUGGGGAAUAAAACAGAAGGAGAUGUGGGGAUGGAUGGAUGUGUCACGCCAUCUCUCCACUGUUAAUAUGUAGCGGGAAUCUUAUUACAGCACAAGUCUAAUGCGUUUCUGCAAUACAUAACUCCUAAUAAUAUCACGAUAAUAUCAUUAGAUCAGUCCAAUGCUGUUCUGUGUUGUGCAAAGACACUAUAUUUAUUAAAGCCUUCAUUUUACAAAUCAGGAGUGUGUUCUGUAAAAUGUAAUUAAUUCAAACGUAUUAUAUGAAUGUCUCUCUGUCUAUUCUACCUCUAUCUCUCUACCUCUCUCGCUCUCCUCUCUCUACCUCUCUCGCUCUCCUCUCUCUACCUCUCUCGCUCUCCUCUCUCUACCUCUCUCGCUCUCCUCUCUCUACCUCUCUCGCUCUCCUCUCUCUACCUCUCUCUACCUCUCCUCUCUCUCUCUCUCUCUCUCGCUCCCUCUCUCUCUCUCCCUCUCUCUCUCUCUCGCUCUCCUCGCUCUAAACCUCUCUCUCAUCUUCUCUGUAUAACCGCUCUCUCUCACUCUCUCUCUCUCUCUCUCACUCUCUCUCUGUCCUCCCCAUCUCUCUCUCUCGCUCUUGCUCUCUGUCCUCCCCAUCUCUCUCUCCUCAUCUACCUACUUCUCUCGUCUUCCACUCUUCUCCUCUCCUCUCUUCUCUGUCUCCCUACUCUCCUCCUCUCUCUAUCUCCUCCUCCUCUUCUCCCUCUCUCUCUCUUCCUCCAUCUCUCUCUCUCCUCUCCCCUCUCUCUCUUCUCUCUCUCUUCCUCUCUCUGUCCUCCCAUCUCUCUCUCUCCUCUCUCUACCUCUCUCUCGCUCUCUCUCUCUGUCCUCCCCCUCUCUCUCCUCUCUCUCUCUACCUCUCUUCUCGUCUCUCCUCUCUGAUCCUUCCAUCUCUUCUCUCCUCUCUCUCCCCUCUCUCUCCUACUCUCUCUCUGUUCUCACCAUCUUGCUCCCCCUCCACUCUACCUCUUCUCCUUCUCGCAUCUUCUGUCCUGUCCUCCCCAUCUCUCUCUAUACUCUCUCUACUCUCUCUCGUCCUAUCCUCCUCAUCUCUUCUCUCUCUCGCUCGAGCUAGGUCCAUGCCUCCAAGAUCUUCUAGAGAUCUAUCGUCUAGCCUACAUCGCUCUAAUAGGAUCAUACUAUCUCUACCUCUCUCUCACUCUCUCUCUGUCCUCCCCAUCUCUCUCUCCUCUCUCACUCUCUCUCUCUCUCUCUCUCUGUCUUCUCCAUCUCUCUCUCCCCUUUCUCUGUUUUUGUCUUUCUCUCUCCCCCCUCCUCUAGGUGUGUCCUCUCUGAUUGCUCUGGUCCAGUCAGCCCAGAGUGAGGACCAGCCCAAGCUCAACGUGUUGCUGUGUGAGGCGGUGGUGGCGGUUUACCUGUCCCUGCUCAUCCACGGGCUGGGCACGCACGCUGGCAACGAGCUGUUCCGCCUCGCCGCUCACCCCCUCAGCAACAAGAUGUGGGCGGCCGUGUUUGGGGGCGGGGCUAAAAUCAUAAUCAAACCCAAACGGAACGCCGAGGUCACUCCAGGUAAACUUAGUAGACCCCUCGGCUUGUAACCCCAGAGCUACUCUCUCUACCUCUCUCUUCCUCUCUACCUCUCUCCUCUACCCCUUCGUUUAUCCUUUGUGUUCUAUCCUCUGUUUUCUGUCUCCCCUCAUCUCUCUCCACUGUCCUCUCUGUCCCCUGUUGUAACAUUCUACUUGACCUUUUACCUUGACCUCUCUCUCUCACUCUCUUCCCUACUCCCCCUCUCUCCCUCGUUUCACCCCCCUUUUUUCCACUCAUGCCUGAGGCUGUGAGAUCAGACGCAAGCCCCUCCUCCCUCCCAUGUCUAUUCAGGUAUACAUAACUCAUCCUUCCCUCUCCCCACUCCCCUCUCCACUGUGCCAGCUGAUUUUGAGGCAGGUAGUCCUGAGCAGGGUCCUACCUCCACCCCCAGUGUCACCCAGCCCCCCCACACUGAUACAGGGGACACAGCAGCACCCAGCUGUGAGUAGCAUAGUUCCAGUGGGUUUGCAGUGCUGGGGUGCAGUGAUAGACUACAGAGUUGGUUUUGCAGAGUGAGUUCUUGUCGUGGUAAUUUGCGGUGCUGAAGCUGUAUUGCAGUGCAGUAAAUGCAGCUGAUGUGGUUUUCCCCACUGUGUGUGUUCCUCAGAAAGUUAGCUAGUCUUUUCUGCAGGGAUACUAUUCAUUAAAACUUCAUGGUUGUGUGUGUGUGUGUGUGUGCAGGUGUGUGUGUGUGUGUGUGUGUGCAGGGGUGUGUGUGUGUGCAGGGGUGUGUGUGUGUGUGGGAGGGGUGUGUGUGUGUGUGCAGGGGUGUGUGGUGUGGGCAGUGUGGUGGGUGUGUGUGUGUGCGGGGGGUGUGUUGUGUGAGGGGUGUGUUUGUGUGUGGUGGUGGUGUGUGUGGGGUUUGUGUGUGUGCAGGGUGUGUGUGUGUGCAGGGGGUGUGUGUGUGAGUGUUGGUGUGUGUAGGUGUGUGUGCAGGGUGUGGGGGUUGUGUGUGUGGUUGUGUGUGUGCAGUGUGGUGUGUUGUGUGUGUGUGUGUGUGUGUGCAGGGGUGUGUGUGUGUGUGUGUGCAGGGGUGUGUGUGUGUGCAGGGGUGUGUGUGCAGGGGUGUGUGUGCAGGGGGUGUGUGUGUGCAGGCGUGUGUGUGUGCAGGUUUUUGUGUGUGUGUGUGUGCAGGUUUGUGUGUGUGUGUGCAGGUGUGUGUGUGUGCAGGUGUGUGUGCAGGUGUGUGUGUUGUGUGCAGGUGUGUGUGUUUUUCUUCUCAUCUCAUUGUGUCAUCCCUGUCUGUCUGUCUGUCUGUCACCAUAGCAGCAGCAGCAGCAGCAGGUAAAGCUAGAACGGACUCGUCAUCGUCAGUGACCUCUGAACCUGACUCAGGGACUAAGGCUAAAUCAGGUACUCACUGUGCUUUAGGCCUGGGUUAACUAACAGUGCAUUUCCACUUAACACGAAAAUGUGGGUUGCCGUGCUAGCUUCGUCCUCAUGUGGGUGCUAGCAAGCACGUUAGGUAGUGCUAGGUAUCAACAGCCAAUCCAGUAGGGGGUGGAAGCUAUAGUGAACUUCGAUUGGUCAAUAGCGUUGGUAUAUUGCAGAGUAUUUGCAUAAAGUUCAGCUUUCUCCAACUUUAUUCCUGCCCUGUUCAUGCUCCCUGGCCCAACGGUCCCCCCGCCCACUUCACUUCCCUACAUUGAAAAUGAAUGGGGCAUCGUUGUUUCAUCGCCCCCAUUGUGUUAUGUGGAAAUGCACUGUAAGGUUUAACCAGGUACUCACUGUGCUUCAGGCCUGGGUUAACUAAAGCUGAACCAGGUACACUCACUGGGCUAUAGGUCUGCCUUAACUAAGGGUAAACCAUGUAAACUCACUGGGCUAUAGGUCUGCCUUAACUAAGGCUAAACCAGGUAAACUCACUGGGCUAUAGGUCUGCCUUAACUAAGUCUAAACCAGGUACACUAACUGGGCUGUAACUAAGGUGGAUACAUAGUAAACGUGGUAUUACACCUUUAUUAUGGUAGUUAGGAUGUGAUUGUGGUAUUGUUGUUAGGUGCCUUUAAAUAUUUUAUUUAAAUAGUUGGUAAUAUUGUGCACUUAGAGGAACUAAGGCUAAACCAGGUAAACUCACUGGGCUAUAGGUCUGCCUUAACUAAGUCUAAACCAGGUACAUUAACUGGGCUAUAGGUCUGCCUUAACUAAGGCUAAACCAGGUACACUCACUGGGCUAUAGGUCUGCCUUAACUAAGGCUAAACCAGGUACACUAACUGGGCUAUAGGUCUGCCUUAACUAAGGCUAAACCAGGUACACUAACUGGGCUCUAUAGUAAUGUUUGGAUCAGAAUUAAUGGUUCCUAUGUGUUUGAUUCCAUUCCAUUAACUCCAUUCCAGCCAUUAUUAUGAGUCGUCCUCCUCUCACCAGCCUCCACUGCCUGGGUGAUCUAGUGUGGAGCAGGAGUAACCGGGAUGGUGUACUAUAGUAACUGUGUUGUUCCCUCCAUUAGCAUGUGAUUGUGGUAUUGUAGUUGGGUGCCUUGAAAUAGUUUGUGUGCUUCAACAUAUUUAUUAUUAUUCACUAGAUGUGGUGGUAGACAAAAAACAAAUUCUGAACGUUAGUGCUUCUGAAUACUAUUUUGGAAACAACCUGCAGUGAUCAGACAUUAUUAGUAGAUUGUGUCAAAUAGAUAGAUAUGCUUUUGUGUUCACAUUUAGACUUUUCUUUGAAGCCAAGUGUUCUUUCAGGAUGUGGGUGAAAGGGGGAGGAGUGGAGAAGUGUGGAGGGGAGAAGAGAAGAGAGACUGAUAGAGGAGAGGAGAGGAGGAAGAGAGGCUGGUAGAGGAGAGGAGAGGAGGAAGAGAGGCUGGUAGAGGAGAGGAGAGGAGGAAGAGAGGCUGGUAGAGGAGAGGAGAGGGAGGAAGAGGAAGAGGCUGGAGAGGAGAGGAAGAAGAGAGGCUGGUAGAGGAGAGGAGGAAGAGAGGCUGGGUAGAGGAGAGGAGAGGGAAGAGAGGCUGGUAGAGGAGAGGAGAGGAGGAAGAGAGGCUGGGUAGAGGAGAGGAGAGGAGGAAGAGAGGCUGGUAGAGGAGAGGAGAGGGAGGAGGGAGGAAGAGAGGUGGUGGGAGAGGAAGAGGAGAGGAGGAAGAGAGGCUGGGAGGGGAGAGGAGAGGGGGAAGAGGGGGGGGGAGAGGGAGAGGAGAGGAGGAGGAAGAAGAGAGUCUGGGAGAGGAGGAAGAGAGGCUGGUAGAGGAGAGGAGGAAGAGAGGCAGAGGAGAGGAGGAAGAGAGGCUGGUAGAGGAGAGGCGGAAGAGAGGCUAGGAGAGGAGAGGAGGAGAGAGGCUGGUAGAGGAGAGGAGGAAGAGAGGCUGGGAGAGGAGAGGAGAGGAAGAGGGUCUGGGAGAGGAGAGGAGGAAGAGAGGCUGGUAGAGGAGAGGAGAGGAGGAAGAGAGGCUGGUAGAGGAGAGGAGAGGAGGAAGAGAGGAGGGGUAGAGGAGAGGAGAGGAGGAAGAGAGGCUGGGAGAGGAAAGGAGGAAGAGAGGCUGCGUAGAGGAGAGGAGAGGAGGAAGAGAGGCUGGUAGAGAGAGGAGAGGAGGAGAGAGGCUGGAGAGAGAGGAAGAGAAGGAGGCUGGUAGAGGAGAGGAAGGAGGAAGAGAGGCUGGGAGAGGAGAAAGGAGAGGAGGAAGAGAGGUGGUAGAGGAGAGGGAGAAAGGAGGAAGAGGGAGGGGCGGAGGAAAGGAGGAGAGGAGAGCGAAGGAGAGAAAGGAGAGGCGAGGAAGGAGGAGAAGAGAGGUGGUAGAGGAGAGGAGGGAAGAGAGGCUGGUAGAGAGGGAGGAAAAAGAGGUGGUAGAGGAGCAGGGGAGGGGGAGGAAGAGAGGCUGGGAGAGGAAAGAGAAGAGAGGCUGGUAAGAGGAGGGAGAGAGGAGAGAGGUGGUAGAGGAGAGGAGGAAGAGAGGCUGGUUAGAGGAGGCGAGGAGAGAGCUGUGAGGAUGGAAGGGAGGUGGCGAGGAGGGUAGAGAGCGGAGAGGGAGAGGAGGAAGGAGCUGAUUAGAGGAGAGGAGAGGAGGAAGAGAGCUGGUAGAGGAGAGGAGGAAGAGGUGGGUGAGGUGGAGAGACGAGGAGGAAGAUGAGGCUGUAGAGGAAGGAGAGGAGGGGGAAGACGAGGUUUGGGAGAGGAGAGGAGGGAAGAGAGAGGCUGGUGAGAGGAGAGGAGGAAAGAGAGGUCGGGUUAGAGGAAGGAGAGGACGGGAAGAGAGGCAUGGGGUAGAGGAGAGGAGAGGAAGAGAGGCUGGAGAGGAGAGGAGAGGAGGAAGAGAGGCUGGUAGAGGAGAGGAUGUGGAGAGGAUAGAACAGAGGAGGAGAGAGUGCGGUACAAGGAGAGUGAGAGGAAAGUGGCUUUUAAGAAGUAGAGUUGAAGAAAUCAACUGUUAAUAACCAAAAGUGUGCUACCUGUUGCCCACUCAAAGCCUUAACCAGCAGACGAUAUAUUAGAAGGACGUAAACCAUCACAACGUCCUCCUUGUUUGUUACAUGAUAUAGUAUUAGAGGUAUGGCUUUAUGUUGAUUGACGUGGUGUGUGUUGUACGUUCGUGUUUGUGUGUCUUGUGUGUGUGUGUGUGUGUGAUGUACGUUCGUGUUUGUGUGUCGUGUGUGUGCGUCUUACGCUGUUGUAUUCAUUUGUCUCUUGUCUCAGUGGUUCCAGAGAUAGUCACUCAGGAUAACGGUCCAGGUUUGUGUAAAACCGUGUGUGUCCUGUAUCUGUCGUGUCCACUCUCCUCUGUGUGUGUUUCUGUGUCUCUCCAUGUCUUGAGCCCAGAGUUUACCAUAACCAUGUGACCUGACCAGGAAGACGAUGGGCCCUAAUGCUAACACAAAUGCUGUGCAGGGUUGCUGGAGUCAGUAAUCAAUUCAGUCAAUUCAGUUUAUUUCCUGAAUUGAAAUGAAAUUGAGCCUAAACCCUGGUGCUGUGCCUUCCUCCUGUACCCCCGAACCUCUCCUGGGCUCUACGAGGUGAUGAAGACGAUGAUGAGUGAUCAACUCCUCUUCAUCUCUUACAAGGCAGCAGUCAUGGAAAAAUGUUUCUAUAAAAAAAACUGCAAUGUACUAACAAUCUCUCCACCUCCUCCUCUCCCACACCCACCAUCCCCUCCUCCCCUAGCCGUGCCGGCCCUUCCCCCGGCAGAGGAUGUGGACAGACUCAGACGGAGGUUUAAUAUGAGGAUGCUGGUUCCUGGUCGUCCAGUAAAGGAGGUCCCUGCCACCCCCCCUCCCGUCCCUGCAGAGAGACCUGCAUACAGGGAGAAGUUCAUUCCUCCAGAGCUCAGCAUGUGGGACUACUUUGUGGCCAAAGUAAGGCAUGAUGCAGCUCCUGCUCCGCACAACAUCACUGUAUACAUACGCUCACUGACAAACCAUUUGUUUGGUACAUUACAGCAUUUUAAAAACAUCCAAAGGAGACAAAAAAACAAAUAAGGACUCUAGCGAGAUAUAGAUAUAUAUUAUCAGUAGUAUAUAAAAUAGAUCUCAAUAAUAUUCUAAAUAGAAUAUGAGAAUAUAUCUUUCUAUCAUAUCUCUCUAUAUUCCAUACUCUCUUCCAUCUAUAUCUUGACCCCAUUAUCUCUAUAUAUAUGCCUAUUUCUUCCCCCCUCCUCUAUUCCACCUCUCUCUCUUCUCUCCUCCUCCUCUUCUCCCCAGCCUUUCCUGCCCCCCCCCUUACCUUAUCUAUAUAGGACAGUGGAGCUCUGUAUAGCUCUGUAUGACUCGGAUCGGAUGAGAGCGGGGAGCGGGGAGGAGCGAUGACGACGACGAUGAUGAUGAUGCCUUCCUCUCUGACACACAGAUGACUGAACACUCUGACCCCAACUCAUACAGGUGUGUCAUCGUUGUGCCUUUUCCUGUUUGACAUCUAAGUUGAGUUCAGCUGUGGACAGCCCUUUGUGUUGGGCCAUGGAGCACUGAUUGUUCAGAGUAUUUUCUACUAAGAUUAACCCCCCAUAGACAUGUUACAUGUAAUGUUCAUGGUAGGAUCUCUCUAUAUAUAUCAAGAUAUAUCUAUAUAUUAUCUCUCUUAUAUCAUCGUAUCUCGUAUCGUCUGUCUCUUUCUCUGUCUGCUCUCUCUAUCUGUAUCUCAGUCUCUCUCUAAUGUCAUAUUCUAGCUAUCUAUAUAUAGGUAUAGUCUGUAUCGUAGGUUAUCUGUCUACUAUGUUAUGGUCUCUCUAUAUCUCUUCUUCUUCUAUAUCUCUCUUGGUAUCUAUUGGUCUAUCUAGGUCUCUUCUAUCUCUCUCUCCUCUCUACUCAUCUCUCUCUCUCUCUCUCUAUAUAUCUCUCGUCUCUCUGUCGCGCUCUCUCUCUCUUCUCUCUCUGGCAUAUAUUAUCUCAUGUCUGUUGUCUCUGUCUGGCUCGGUUUCUUCUGUUCUGUCUCUGGCUGCUACUGAUCGAUGGAUGCUCAUGUAUCUCUGUCUCUGUAUAUGUCUCGUCUAUGUUCUAUCGGAUCUGGAUCUGUCUCGGUCCCUAGAGCUCUCUCUAGAGUAGAGAGCGAGAGAGAGAGAGAGAGAGAGGGGAGAUGAGAAAGACGAGAGAGAGCAGAUGAGGAGAGCAACGGAGAGAAGAGAGAGAGAGAGCUAGAAGAGCGGAGAGAGAGCGAUAGAGAGCAUAGCGAGGAGAGGAGGAGAUAUAGAGAGAGAGAGACAGAUAUAUGGAUGAGAAGCGAGAUCGAGAGAGCGAGAGAUAUCUGUCUAUGAUGUUUACAGAUAUAUGGAAGAAAUCUCUCUAUCUCUAUCGAGUGGAAGAGAGACUAGAGAGAGAGAAGAGAAGAUGAAAGAGACGAAAAGAGAGGGAGAGAGAGAAGGCAGCGAGAAGCGAGCGAGAGAGAAGAGAGAGAGAGAGAGAGAGGAGCGAGAGAGAGAGAGAGAGAGAGCUGUAUCUCUCCUCUCUUCAUCUCUCUAUGUCUUCUCUCUCUCUCUCUCUCUCUUCUCUUCCUCUCUGUGUCUCUCUCUCUCUUCGCUGUUCCCUCUCUCUCUCUCUCUCUCUCUCUCCCUCUCUCUGUCUCUCUCUGUGUGUAGUUGGUCUCUGAUCCGUCUGGUCAUGGUGAAACUGGCUCUACAUAACGUCAAGACCUUCCUCCCUCUCACUGGACUGGACUUCAUAGGUACACCCACCCACACACGCUAGGGUUGAAUGGCGGGAACCCGGUUACCGGGAUUUACCGCCCAAAACCACUCCCUUUACCCGGGAUAAAUAACUGCAAGAAACCAGUAAAUUAUAAUAAAUUAUUUAUAUGAACAGCAUGGCGUGAAAUGGAACUGUUAAAUUAUAUAAGAUGUCUAAAUCUGGCUUCUCUACGGCCUCUGCAUGAUGAAUCAUCAACGCUCAGGGUGGGGACAGACAGCCCAUCUCAAUAUGGAGCGCAUUUCACAAUGCAUGUAGACCUAUCAUCUCAUCAUGUUAACUUUUUUUUGUGACAGGUAGGCCUGCAUUUGCUGCAGCAUGGUCUCUGCUACAGUAAUAUAAAACCGAAUGUGCGUCUACUUUACCCAUCUCCAUCUGGCUUUCGGGGGUCACCUUAUGUUGUUAUUGUAAAGAUGUAUUUUUUUAAUUGCAGCUGCAGUUUUAAAACAGCCUAUCACUCAAAUAUCGUUGCUUUAAAUCAGUGCACCAGUGCACGCAAACUCUUGAUGGCUGAAUGUUAAAUACAGCAGCCAAUAGAUCUCAUGGGUAGUUUGAAAGAAGAGCGAACGUGCGAUGGCGUUAGGCUAUAGCAGUUAUUUAUUCAGACACAUAACCAUUCAAUCUUCGUGAAGAGAAGUGAAAUCCUUCAGCAUCUCUUCUAGUCCAGUAUUAUUCAAGGAUGUCAUUAGAAUGAUGAUAAGGACAACGAAACUUAUUUCAUUUAACUGUUGAAAGCGAGGAAGGAAUGAAGCAACAAUAGAGAGAGAAAGAGGAGGUAAUGCUAAUAACAUUAGGGGAAAUAUUAUGAAAGGUAUAUAUGCAUCAGCCUACUAAUUAUACAAAUAGGCCCUAAAUUCGCUAGCCUGUACUUGUAACUUUGUAGGCUGCAUGUGCUGCACCAGAAUCACAUGUUCUAUUCUGCUUUAUCAUGGUUUGAACGAUGUGCGUAACUCCAGUCCAUAUAAUACAGUACAGUAAUACACUUCACACUCAAAAAGAUUAGCCUACUGGAUAUAGUUUCAUUUAUUUACCCAAGAGAGCAUAUAGCUAGCUGCAUCUAUGGGCUUUUAUGUUUUUCUGUCGUGUGUAAUGUGCAGUAGCCUAUAUCAUAUUGGAUAAGGGCACAAUCAUUUUAGCUUUUUUGGGCUUGGGCUCAUUAAAUGUCUUUAAUGUAAGGCUCAUCAAAUAUAUUUAAUGUAUGGCUCAUCAGGGUCAGGUGGCAUCCGGCUUGAAUUUUCAAUCAAAGCUCAAAUCAAAUCCAGACAUAGGCCUAUUUAUAUACUUUAUAAUGCUUUUGAAUGACAUUCCGGUUUUGGGGGGAAUUCCGGGUUACCCGGGAUAUAAGUGAUUUAUUUGUAAAAUACCGGGAAAAUAUUCAACCCUAACAAACACACACACACACACACACACACACACACACUCGAGCGGCACAACCAAAACACUGUUUGUCUUCCUCCUAUCCUCCUCUCCUCCCUCCAUCAGACCUGCCGGUGACGUCUCCUCUGGGUAAUGCUGUGCUGAAGACACUAGAGAACUGGGAGACCAUGCUCCAGGAGAGGAUGAAUAAGUUUGAUGGUCCUCCUCCCAACUACAUUAACACCUACCCCACUGACCUCAGCACAGGAGGGGGACCCGCCAUACUGAGACAGAAGGCCAUGCUGGAGCCUGACAACACACCUUUCAAGUGAGUAUUAUUACAUACACACAGAUGCAUAGUACACAGACAGACACAUACCUUCAGAAAGUAUUCAGACCCCUUGACUUUUUCCACAUUUUGUUACGUUACAGCCUUAUUCUAAAAUUGAUUAAAACGUUUUUUCCCUCAUCAAUCUACACACAAUACUUCAUAAUGACAUAGCAAAAACAGGUUUUCAGAAAUGUUUGCAAAUGUAUAAAAACAACAAUAACUGAAAUAUGACAUUUACAUAAGUAUUCAGACCCUUUACUCAGUAAUUUGUUGAAGCACCUUUGGCAGCGAUUACAGCUAUGACUCUUCUUGGGUAUGACGCUACAAGCUUGGCACACCUGUUUUUUGGGAGUUUCUUCCAUUCUUCUCUGCAGAUCCUCUCAAGCUCUGUUAGGUUGGAUGGGGAGCGUCGCUGCACAGCUAUUUUCAGGUCUCUAGAGAUGUUUGAUCGGGUUCAAGUCUAGGCUCUGGUUGGGCCACUCAAGGACGUUCAGAAAGUUGUCCCGAAGCCACUCUUGCAUUAUCUUGGUUGUGUGCUUAGGGUCGUUGUCCUGUUGGAAGGUGAACCUUCACCCCAGUCUGAGGUCCUGAGCGCUCUGGAGCAGAUCUCUCUGUACUUUGCUCCAUUCAUCUUUCCCUCGAUCCUGACUAGUCUCUCAGUCCCUGCCUGCUGAUAAACAUCCCCACAGCAUGAUGCUGCCACCACCAUGCUUCACCGUAGGGAUGGUGCCAGGUUUCCUCCAGACGUGACGCUUGACAUUCAGGCCAAAGAAUUCAAUCUUGGUUUCAUCAGACCAGAAAAUCUUGUUUCUCAUGAUCUGAGAGUCUUUAGGUGCCUUUUGGUAAAUUCCAAGCGCGCUGUCAUGUGCCUUUUACUGAGGAGUGGCUUCUGUCUGGCCACUCUACCAUAAAGGCCUGAUUGGUGGAGUGUUGAAGAGAUGGUUGUCCUUCUGGAAGGUUCUCCCAUCUCCACAGAAGAACUCUGGAGCUCUGUCAGAGUGACCAUCGGGUUCUUGGUCACCUCCCUGACCAAGGCCCUUCACCCCCGAUUGCUCAGUUUGGCCGGGCGGCCAGCUCUAGUAUGAGUCUUGGUGGUUCCAAACUUAAUCCAUUUAAGAAGGAUGGAGGCCACUGUGUUCUUGGGGACCUUCAAUGCUGCAGACAUGUUUUGGUACCCUUCCCCAGAUAUGUGCCUUGACACAAUCCUGUCUCGGAGCACUACGGACAAUUCCUUCGGCCUCAUGGUUUGGUUUUUUCUCUGACAUGAACUGUCAACUGUGGGACAUUAUAUAGACUGGUGUGUGUCUUUCCAAAUCAUGUUCAAUCAAUUGAAUUUACCACAGGUGGACUCCAAUGAAGUUGUAGAAACAUCUCAAGGAUGAUCAAUGGAAACAGGAUGCACCUGAGCUCAAUUUCGAGUCUCAUAGCAAAGGGUUUGAAUACUUAUGUAAAUAAGGUAUUUCUGUUUUUUGUCAUUAUGUGGUAUUGUGUGUAUAUUGAUGAGGAUUUGUGGAAAAAGUCAAGGGGUCUGAAUACUUUACGAAUGCACUGUGUAUAUAUACACUGCUCAAAAAAAUAAAGGGAACACUUAAACAACACAAUGUAACUCCAAGUCAAUCACACUUCUGUGAAAUCAAACUGUCCACUUAGGAAGCAACACUGAUUGACAAUACAUUUCACAUGCUGUUGUGCAAAUGGAAUAGACAACAGGUGGAAAUUAUAGGCAAUUAGCAAGACACCCCCAAUAAAUGACUGGUUUUGCAGGUGGUGACCACAGACCACUUCUCAGUUCCUAUGCUUCCUGGCUGAUGUUUUGGUCACUUUUGAAUGCUGGCGGUGCUUUCACUCUAGUGGUAGCAUGAGACGGAGUCUACAACCGACACAAGUGGCUCAGCUAGUGCAGCUCAUCCAGGAUGGCACAUCAAUGUGAGCUGUGGCAAGAAGGUUUGCUGUGUCUGUCAGCGUAGUGUCCAGAGCAUGGAGGCGCUACCAGGAGACAGGCCAGUACAUCAGGAGACGUGGAGGAGGCCGUAGGAGGGCAACAACCCAGCAGCAGGACCGCUACCUCCGCCUUUGUGCAAGGAGGAGCAGGAGGAGCACUGCCAGAGCCCUGCAAAAUGACCUCCAGCAGGCCACAAAUGUGCAUGUGUCUGCUCAAACGGUCAGAAACAGACUCCAUGAGGGUGGUAUGAGGGCCCGACGUCCACAGGAGGGGGUUGAGCUUACAGCCCAACACCGUGCAGGACGUUUAGCAUUUGCCAGAGAACACCAAGAUUGGCAAAUUCACCACUGGCGCCCUGUGCUCUUCACAGAUGUAAGCAGGUUCACACUGAGCACAUGUGACAGAGUCUGGAGACGCCGUGGAGAACGUUCUGCUGCCUGCAACAUCCUCCAGCAUGACCGGUUUGGCGGUGGGUCAGUCAUGGUGUGGGGUGGCAUUUCUUUGGGGGGCCGCACAGCCCUCCAUGUGCUUGCCAGAGGUAGCCUGACUGCCAUUAGGUACCGAGAUGAGAUCCUCAGACCCCUUGUGAGACCAUAUGCUGGUGCGGUUGGCCCUGGGUUCCUCCUAAUGCAAGACAAUGCUAGACCUCAUGUGGCUGGAGUGUGUCAGCAGUUCCUGCAAGAGGAAGGCAUUGAUGCUAUGGACUGGCCCGCCCGUUCCCCAGACCUGAAUCCAAUUGAGCACAUCUGGGACAUCAUGUCUCACUCCAUCCACCAACGCCACGUUGCACCACAGACUGUCCAGGAGUUGGCGGAUGCUUUAGUCCAGGUCUGGGAGGAGAUCCCUCAGGAGACCAUCCGCCACCACAUCAGGAGCAUGCCCAGGCGUUGUACGGAGGUCAUACAGGCACGUGGAGGCCACACACACUACUGAGCCUAAUUUUGACUUGUUUUAAGGACAUUACAUCAAAGUUGGAUCAGCCUGUAGUGUGGUUUUCCACUUUCAUUUUGAGUGUGACUCCAAAUCCAGACCUCCAUGGGUUGAUAAAUUUGAUUUCCAUUGAUAAUUUUUGUGUGAUUUUGUUGUCAGCACAUUCAACUAUGUAAAGAAAAAAGUAUUUAAUAAGAUGAUUUCAUUCAUUCAGAUCUAGGAUAUGUUAUUUUAGUGUUCCCUUUAUUUUUUUGAGUAGUAUGUGUGUAUAUAUAUAUAUAUAUAUAUAUAUAUAUAUGUAUGUAUGUAUGUGUGUGUGUGUGUGUGUGUGUGUGUGUAUAUGUGUGUGUAGCUCAGUUGGUAGAGCUUGGCGUUUGCAACGCCAGGGUUGUGGGUUCGAUUCCCACGGGGGGCCAGUAUGAAAAAAGUAUUAAUGUAUGCACUCACUAACUGUAAGUCGCUCUGGAUAAGAGCGUCUGCUAAAUGACUAAAAUAUAAAUGUGUGUAUAUAUAUAUAUAUGUGUGUGUAUGCAUUAACACACAUGCAAACCCUCGCACACACACACACACACACACUCAUGUUCUCACAUGUUUCUGUGUGUGUCUCUUGUCUUCCAGGAAUAAGAACCACAUGUCGUUCCCUGCGAGGCGUCUCUGGCACUACCUGGUGAAACAGGAAGUUCUUCAGGAGACUCUGAUUCGCUACAUCUUCACUAAGAAGAGGAAGCAGAGCGAGGUAAUGAGCUAAACUGGACCCCUGGUACAAUCUGUCUGUCUGUCUGGCCCUCCACUUCCCCUACACCUACACCAUGUCUAUUCUGAUACAUCAGGUAUCCUUUAUUUUUGCACUACCGCUAUUUACCUGAUUAUUGCUUACACAUUAAAGUCUAAUGGUAAUUCUAUAUUUCAAACCUAGAUGUUACUUGUUGUCUUCUUUAGGAUUGAUUGGAAACGUUCUCCUCCACUCCAUAAGAUGGAUUCAGAAACGUCUCAUUUUUAGCACCUAACUUGUUAAUGAUGAAUUAAGUGGAUUCAGAAAGGUGUCAGUUUAGCACUUAACUUCUUAAUGAAUACAUACCGGGUAACUACUGAGAAACAAGUGUAAGAUGAAGUGUUACCUCCUACAGUACAUCCUCUCCUACAACAUGCAACAUGUCAGACAGAUCAUCUAUCUAUCUGGACGUUUCCUUAGAAUCAUCUUCACAACACCACAAUAGUUCUUCAAACCCCAAAUUCUAUUGAUGUAUAUUUGAUAUAUUCUAUAUUUUGAGUAAGGUCCAUAAUUAUUUAGGAUUUUAAACAAUUCUUUGGUACAUUAUGGCUCGAUUAAUUUAACUUCUGAAGAGUAGUGUAUAACACACACACACACACACACACACACACACACACACACUUCUGUUGUUAUUAUUAUUGUUUGGAUGCCCUUGUAUUAUGUAAUCAAGAACAGAGAAUUCUGUGAUGUCUGCACACUAUCACUACUACUGUCACCACCACUAUUAUUAAUAUUAUUAUUAAAAUGUUCAUUAUCAUGUCUGCAGACAUCCACUAACUAAGACAGUGAACACAGACAUCUUAUGUAGCGCAUCUCCUUUCUAAACUAAAUUAUAACCACAUACAUAGAUCCUGCUUUGUCGAGAUUUGAGUAUAGAGUUAAAGAUGUUAUUUCAAACAAAAGAGGAACCUUAUGCCUGACUUCCAGUAACAAGCCUCUUUAAUGUCAAAGGUGUGUUUAUUUUAACUUUGGCAUUGAGACCAUGCCCCACCCUCCACCCACUGUCAUUGCAUAGAGAGAGACCUCUCCUAUCUCCCCAGCACUCCACUCCACUCUGUUACCAUGUGAUAGGACAUUGUUUGUGUGGGGAGAAGCCUUUGCCUCAUUGACGUAUUGACACACUGACUGUGUGUGUAUCUACCAUCCAGCCAACCAUUACAUUUUGGUUUUCUUCAUUUCAUGUUUUGUUUGUUUUGUGCAUGUGUGUUGUGGUGUGUGUAUUUGUAUUUGUAUUUGUGUUUGUGUGUGUGUGUUGUGCUGUGUAGUAUGUUGAAGGCCAUAUGGAUCCCCUCAUCCCAAACUGUGUAUCUGGAGCUCUCAGGUCCAACAAGGUAGUAUCAAGGUGUUUGUCUGUACAGUAUGAACUGGUACCUGCUCAGGGCUGUGAAAGUCUCCCGUCUAAUCACCGCUGGACACCUUCACCUCACCAUUACUACUCACUAACCCAACCCUACUAGGGUUUCCCAAAAUGGCCAGCUUUUCCAGAAAUAACGUUUGUAAGAUUCCUGGAAUCCGGAAGGAAUAAGAAUCUGCAGUCCUUCAACCAGGAUUUCUGAAAAACUUUGGAAUUUUGGGAAAGUUUACCUACUACCUAACCUCACAUUCACUAACCCACUAAUCUCAUCACCGCACUCCACCGACAAUGUCCGUCUCUACCCCCACUAACACACUGUCUGUCUUUACCCCCACUAACAGACUGUCUGUCUCUACCCCUACUAACAGACUGUCUGUCUCUACCCCCACUAACACACUGUCUGUCUCUACCCCCACUAACACACUGUCUGUCUCUACCCCCACUAACACACUGUCUGUCUCUACCCCCACUAACACACUGUCCGUCUCUACCCCCACUAACAGACUGUCGGUCUCUACCCCCACUAACAGACUGUCCGUCUCUACCCCCACUAACAGACUGUCCGUCUCUACCCCCACUAACAGACUGUCCGUCUCUACCCCCACUAACAGACUGUCCGUCUCUACCCCCACUAACACACUGUCUGUCUCUACCCCCACUAACACACUGUCUGUCUCUACCCCCACUAACACACUGUCUGUCUCUACCCCCACUAACACACUGUCUGUCUCUAUCUGUCUCGUCAGUCCUUCUAUAGCUGGACUUUCAUUCUUCCUCUUCAUCUCUUCCUAAAUACUCUCCUCCCUCCCUCUGUAAUAAUGACCUAUUCCAGCCCCUCUCCCAGCUCUGACAGAGAGGUGUCACAUGGACCUAACCUGCAUGUUCUCACUGAGCGCUCACUGUGCCACUGCUGUGCAUGGCUGUGUGUCAGUGUAGGUGUGUUGUGAACGCUAGUGUGUGUUGUGGCUGUGUGUGUGUAUGUAAAAAGGUGUAGUAAGCGAUUGUGUAUGCUAAGAUAUUGUGUGGCUGUGUACAGUAUAUCUGUACCAGGUGUACUAAAUGAUGCUGGGUGCUGUGAUAAUGUGUUCCAGGUGGAGGGAGACUUAGGCUACCCAGGAAGGAAUGCUAAGAUCAUCCACAAGGAGUCUGACAUCAUCAUGGCCUUCGCCAUCAACAGGGUGAGAGACGUCUGCAGUGCACACAAACACACACACACAGGCGCGCACAUGUACACACACACACUCAAAGCUUUCCCAUUUGAUGUAGUUUCCCAUUUUCAGGUGCCAUGUUUGGCAGGUUUUUGAGUUGGACACCAUAGAGAUAAAUGAGUAGAGUGUAUUCCAUUAGUCUGGCCAAUAAGGCCUCCAGUUAACAGAGUCUAAGCUCUGUCUCCAUAUAUACUUCCAUACAUUUUUUCAACUGGUACCGGGGGACCUUCAGAUGAGUCAAAACAACCGACAUAUACGUGUUGGUGAGAGUCUCACCUUUACACAGAGGGGUCAUAUAAGUGUGUAGACCAAACUGUUCGGACGCUACAGACAGAAGUUGGCAGAUUGGCUGUACCGACUUCAGACGAGUCCCAAGACACUUGUGGGGGUCGUAGACCAAAACGGAGAACACCAUCGUGUUCAUGAGAGUCUCAUCCAUAGAGGGUUUUUAGGCCAAACCGUUCCGACGCUACAGACGAUUUUGUGAGAAGACCGAUUUUCGGGUCUGAUGGUCUGACAAACACCGCUCUAGCUCUGCCACCUUUCACCCCAAAUGCGGAAGUGUUACAUAGGCGGAUGCGGUGGAUUGAGACAGGUAUCUCUAGCUUAAAAUGACAGAUUUUUAUGGUUUUUUAUUUAUUAUGCUAAUUAGAUUUCCACGGGGGCGUGGACAUUGACCUAAGGGGGGUUAACACACAGUACACCACAUCUAAAUGUUUCUUUACAUUGGAAUGUCCGUUCUACUCCUUCAGAUUGUGGGAUAUAUUUACUGGCCUCUCUUCUCUCCCUCCCUCCCUCCCCUCUCCUCCCUCCCUCCCUCCCUCCCCUCUCCUCCCUCCCUCCCUCCCUCCCCUCUCCUCCUCCCUCCCUCCCCUCUCCUCCCUCCUCUCUCCUCCCCCUCCAGGCUAACACCAAUGAGAUAGUGCUGGCGUCCACUCAUGACGUGCAGGAGGUAGAUGUGUCCACUCUGUUAGCUGCUCAGCCCUACAGCUGGAUAGGAGAGGACUUUGACAAGGAGUCACGCAGGUCAGUACACUGUUACACACACACACGCACACACACACACGCACACUCUUAUGGUUGUUUUAUGGUUGUGUUGUGCUUCUUUCUCUCCCCUCAGUUCUGAUGACGUGGAAUACCGUUCUUCCCACACUAACAUCGCCCAGGCCUCCUCUACCCCGUCCCACUUCCUCCCCAAAGACAUGGCAGCCUCCGCAUCCAUGCCCUGGCUGGGGAGUGGGCAGACCAGCAUGGGAGCUAGUGUGGUACAACACACACACAUACAUACACACAUGCACACAUACACACACAUGAGUGCUUACACACACAAACAUCCUGCACACACACACAAAACAUCCUCCACUCUCUCACACACACACACACACACUAACACCCACAUCCUCCACAACAGAGGUAAUACAGCAUUACAUCACAUGGGCUGGCAGGUAGCCUAGUGGUUAGAGCUUUUGGCCAGUAACCGAAAGGUCGCUGGUUCGAAUCGCCAAGCCGGCAAGGUGGACAAAUCUACCGUUCUGCCCUUGAGCAAGGCAGUUAACCCCCAACAACAACUGUUCCCCGGGCGCCAAUGACGUGGACGUCGAUUAAGGCAUUCCCCCCGCACCUCUCUGAUUCAGAGGGGUUGGGUUAAAUGUGCAAGACACAUUUUGGUUGAAUGCAUUCAGUUGUGCAACUGACUAGGUAUCACCCUUUCACCCUUUCCAUUUACUUGGAACUUGUCAGUGCGGUGUAGUCCAGUGAGAGAUGUAGUAGUGUGUACUGACCAGUAGAGGGACACCGUACUCAGGAGUGAAGCCUCCGUCCCAGCCUGUCUGGCUCACAGCUCACCACUCUAAGCUCAAGGUCCUGUCUGUUUAUUAUGAAAUCCCUAUAGUCUCUCCCCACAUUGUUCUGGGGAGCACAUCAGAGUACUGUAAGACAGUACGGUUUAAAGCAAGCAGACCAACGUUCUUCUUUAAUGUUAGACGUCGUUGUCUCACCCUAUUCCUCGCUCUCGCUCUCUGUCUCUGAACUGAGGCCCCCUAGCUGGACUUAGUCAGUCCAGUGAAUAUAUGACACUGGUUAUCUAUCUCAGGCCAAACAGACAGAGAGAUGAGGACUAAACAGGCUGGUAGAUGAGUCUAUGUUACCAGAGAUAGGCAGUGUGUGUGUUUGUAUGAGAGUAUCAACAUACAGAUACACAGCGCUCACACCGUCCCCUCGGCUGCCCAAGGUACAGACCUGCGUCACCACAUCACCCAGUUCUCAAAUAUGUCCCUGUUCAAGUGAUAAUUCUUCAUGCUACAGUCAAUAUGGAGUACUGUUGCCUUGUACCAGAAGUAUAAAUAUGUCCUAUUCUAGGUGGUAAGUCUUGGUAAGGCCAAACUGUAUGGAAAGACAUACUGUCGUUCAGUGUCGUUGGCUUAUACGAUAAGUGUAAAAUAGGUCCCACUUCAGAUGAUGAAUCCCCUUUUAGAGUGAAAGGUUGUAGAGUAGUUUUAGUGAACUAAAAGAAAGACCUACACACUGCUCUGGCCAGUAUCACUUCAGUUUAUGAAGCUGACGUAUCGGCCUGUUGGCCUUCAUCAGAGCUGUUUAGUUUUAGUUUAAAAGAAAUGUCCUAGUUGAGUACUGAAGUCCGUAGCGUUGGCCAUCACUGUGGAUUGAGUGAACGUUUUAAAGACCGAGGUUUCAAAUGACAUUUUGGGCAGGGGUUCUUUCAUGGUGUAUUAUGCUAUUUUAAAUGUUGUUGUUUUUCAGAUUAUGAAGAGGAACCUGAACAAUGUCAAGAGAAUGACCUCCCACCCCAUAUUCCAGUACUGUAAGUAUCAUAUAAUGUAUGUAGUACCAUAUACCAAUACUGUAUUAUAUACAGUAUACCACUACUAUAUUAUAUACAGUAUACCACUACUAUAUUAUAUACAGUAUACCACUGCUAUAUUAUAUAUAGUAUACCACUACUAUAUUAUAUACAGUAUACCACUACUAUAUUAUAAUAAUAAUAAUAAUAAUAAUAAUAAUAAUAUGCCAUUUAGCAGACGCUUUUAUCCAAAGCGACUUACAGUCAUGCGUGCAUACAUUUUUGUGUAUGGGUGGUCCCGGGGAUCGAACCCACUACCUUGGCGUUACAAGCGCCGUGCUCUACCAGCUGAGCUACAGAGGACCAUAUUAUGUACAGUAUACCACUACUAUAUUAUAUACAGUAUACCACUACUAUAUUAUAUAUAGUACCAUAUAUCACUACUAUAUUACAUACAGUAUACCACUACUAUAUUAUAUACAGUACCAUAUACCACUACUAUAUUAUAUACAGUACCAUAUACCACUGCUAUAUUAUAUACAGUACCAUAUACCACUGCUAUAUUAUAUACAGUACCAUAUACCACUGCUAUAUUAUAUACAGUACCAUAUACUACUGCUAUAUUAUAUACAGUACCAUAUACCACACUAUAUUAUAUACAGUAUGUGUACUAUACAGUAUACUGAUGGCCUGUACACAACUCUGUCUGAAUGGCUGGUUAUUCCUUCAAAUAGGAGAAUUUAAAACAUUUACAAAUGUUUCUGUGUGUGUGUUAGAUAUGACUGGGGCUCAGGACGGCAGUGUCCGUAUGUUUGAGUGGAACAGGCCGCAGCAACUCAUCUGCUUCAGACAGGCAGGCAACGCCAGAGUCACACGCCUCUACUUCAACUCACAGGGAAACAAGGUCCACACAGACACUCUCUCUCUCACACACUCUCUCUCUCACACAUCUCUUUUUCUCACACACUCUCUCUCUCACACACUCUCUCUCUCUUCACAUCUCUCUCACACUCUCUCUCUUCUCUCUCUCUCUCUCUCUCUCUCUCUCUCUCUCUCUCUCUCUCUCUCUCUCUCUCUCUCUCUCUCUCUGUCUCUCUCUCUCUCUCUGCCUGUAUCUCUCUCUCUCUCUCUCUCUCUCUCUCUCUCUCUCUCUCUCUCUCUCUCUCUCUCCCUCUCUCUGCCUGUAUCUCUCUCUCUCUCUGCCUGUAUCUCUCUCUCUGUCUCUCUCUGUUCAAAAGGGCUUUAUUGGCAUGGGAAACAUAUGUUUAAAUUGCCAAAGCAAGUGAAAUAAACAAGGGAAAUAAGCAAUCAAAAAUUAUCAGUAAACAUUACACUCACAAAUAUUUAAAAAGAAUAGAGACAUUUCAAAUGUUAUAUUAUUGUCUGUGUACAGUGUUGUAACAAUGUGCAAAUAGUUGAGGUAUGAAAGGGAAAACAAAUAAACAUACAUAUCAGUUGUAUUUAGAAUGGUGUUUGUUCUUCACUGGUUGCCCUUUUCUUAUGGCAACAGGUCACAAAACUUGCUGCUGUGAUUGCACACUGUGGUAUUUCACCAAAAUUAUAUGGGAAUUUAUCAAGAUUGGAUUUGGUUUCAAAUUCUUUGUGGAUCUGUGUAAUCUGAGGGAAAUAUGUGUCUCUAAUAUGGUCAUACAGUUGGCAGGAGGUUAGGAAGUGCAGCUCGGUUUCCACCUCAUUUUGUGGGCAGUGGGCACAUAGCCUGUCUUCUCUUGAGAGCCAGGUCUGCCAAUGGCGGCCUCUCUCCAUAGCAAGGCUAUUCUCUGUCUCUCUGUCUCUCUGUCUCUCUGUCUGUCUGUCUGUCUGUCUCUGUCUCUGUCUCUGUCUCUGUCUCUGUCUCUGUCUCUGUCUCUGUCUCUGUAUCUGUCUCUGUCUCUGUCUCUGUCUCUCUAUCUAUCUGUCGCUCUGUCUCUCUCUCUCUCUGUCUCUCUCUUUCUCCCUCUCUCUCUGUCUCUCUCUUUCUCCCUCUCUCUCUGUCUCUCUCUCUCUCUGUCUCUCUCUUUGUCUGUCUCUGUCUCAUUCAAAUUCAGAUUGCUUAUUGGCAUGAAAUACAAUUUGUAGAUAUUGACAAAGCAGUAUAGUUAUACAGCAUUUCAGUAAAUACAGUACAAUGCAAUGAGGUAAAUGAAAUAUAGUUAAUUUCAUUAGGAGUAAUAAUAAUAGUACUUAUAAUCAUGUAUACAGGUACAACACUACUGCUGUUUUGUAAUCUUCAGUCAAUAAAUGUAAUGAAAUAAAAAUAUGAUUAUAAAAAGAAAAAGAAAGAAUGUGUAAUAAAUAAACAACAAAACUUACAUUGAUGACGGUUCCACUAUGUAUUACUGUCAGUUAUAUACAAUGUAAAUACUUCAGGGAAUUAAUGGUCAUGGGAUGUCACUCAGGCUAUGGCAGUCGUAUACAUAUAUAUGUCUCUCUCUCUCUCUCUCUCUCUCUCUCUCUCUGUCUCUCUCUCUCUCUCUCUCUCUCUCUCUGCCUGUCUCUCUCUCUGUCUCUGUCUGUCUGUCUCUCCAGUGUGGUGUAGCUGAUGGAGAGGGCUUCCUCAGUCUGUGGCAGGUCAACCAGACCUCCUCCAACCCCAAGCCCUACGUGGUACGUAACACACUGGUGCUUGAAGGAUUAGGUUUGAGGAUUUUACACCGGGUGGGUGAGUGAGAGUGGGCGUGUGUGCGUGAGUGAGUGAGCGAUUGGGAGUGAUUGAUUACCUCUCUGUCUGCUUGGCUGAGGCUAACACAACCUUCUAUCUCCCUUCCUCUCUCUCUCUCUCUCUCUCUCUCUCUCUCUCUCUCUCUCUCUCUCUCUCUCUCUCUCUCUCUCUCUCUCUCUCUCUCUCUGUGUGUCUCUGUGUCUCUGUGUCUCUGUCGCUCUCUCUCUCUCUCUCUCUCUCUCUCUCUAUCUGUCUCUCUCUCUCUCUCUUUGUCUCUCUGUAGAGUUGGCAGUGCCACUCUAAGACCUGUGGUGAUUUUGCCUUCAUCACUUCCUCCAGUCUCAUCGCUACGGCAGGACAGUCCAAUGACAGCAGGUUACUACACUGCGCGCGCACACACACACACACACACACACACACACACACACACACACACACACACACACACACGGCAGGACAGUCCAACGACAGCAGGUCAGUAUGAACAUUACAUAUCAAAGCUACACCAGUCUCAACACCAUCAUAACAGUAACACCAAUGACUAAUGUUAUUCUUUUUCUCUUUCCUCCUCCAGAAAUGUAUGCCUGUGGGACACUCUUAUUUCACCUAGUAACACCAUGGUGCAUGGUAAGAUGUAGUUGUAUUCAAGGUUUAAUUUCAGUCCACCAAUAAUGAACAUACAAAGUUACCACAGUAGAUAAAACCAGUCAAAUUAAAAAGUUAGAUGCCACAAUUGUGUCUCCAUUGCGUGAAAGAUUAGGUGGUCAGGUCCAAUCUUUACUUGACCAAACAAAGUAGAGGAGAGUGGGGUAAGUUGAGACAUGUUUUACAUUCAGCAUCACUCCGUCAAGGGAAAUAUAGUGUUCUUUUUAACAAAGAUAUUGAAACAAUAAGCCAUUGGAACUCUGGGAUUAUCGCGUGAUAACUCCCGACUAAGGGCUGUUCUUAGACCAGAGGCGAAGCAUGUAGCUAGCAGAGGUUCAAUGAUGACAAGAGACAAGAACUUCAGCAAAUAAUGAUUUGAUAAAUAAUGUAUAAAUAGACAAAAAACAGUUGCUUGUCCAGUUAAUCAUAUAGUUAUGGAGGAUAGCUAGGCUAACGACGUUACUUCUCCUUUACUAGCUAGCUACCUAAAGCUAACACACAAUCACAUCAAGCAGCUGAAAUGACAGCAAACUGUGAAUUCUCCUUUGUUUUACCUUGGUGUCUACACUGAGUGUACAAAACAUUAGGAUCACCUGCUCUUUCCAUGACAUGGACUGACCAGGUGAAUCCAGGUGAAAGCUAUGAUCCCAUAUUGAUGUCACUUGUUAAAUCCACUUCAAUCAGUGUAGAUGAAGGGGAGGAGACAGGUUAAAGAAUUAUUUUAAAGCCUUGAGACUAUUUAGACAUGGAUUGUGUAUGUGUUACAGAUUUGAAAAAAAGUGUUCUCUUGGCACAAUUUACCCUGGGUUAUGCAGUAAGUCUAGCAUAGGGACAGGGUAAGUUGAGCUGCCUACACAUUUCUGUACUGAAUGAAAUAUUACCACUACCUUUGUAAACCAUGUCUAUCUUUAUUUCCUGAACACAAUUCAUCACAAUUCAUCACUUGUUUGUCUUUUAAUCAUUAUAAGCAUAUUUUAACAUGGGCUUAACACCUAACACUUUGUACUUGUUUUAACACUUUUAACAUAGGUCAGGCCCUGGUGUUACCUCAUAUCCCAGCGAUACUACCAUGCGUUAUGCCUGGAAAUAAAACACUUCAAUUUGCUCAACUUGCCAUUGGCUCAACCAUUGACUUAAAAUGGUUUGACUUAAAUACCCCAAGACAAACAUUUUGACUAUAUUAGCCCACACAGCUACAAGGAUGCACUUUCAUGCUAGGUUUAGGACCUCAUAUUGAAGCUUAUAGAGAGCCCAACUGAUGUAUGGAACAAUCUUAAAAUGAUCUACUUUGGUUUAGAUACAAGCAUCAUGAAACCUCUAACACAAUAAAUGAAUUUGACUUCGGUCCAAAAAAACAGAUUUUCACUAACUUGCUUACCACUUUUUCCAUGUGGUUUCUUCUUUCACAGACUCCAUGAAAUGAUGUCCUCUUCCUAAAUGUUUGGUCAAAUUAUUAAUUUUGUGUAUGGUUUCCUAGAAACAAGGGGUGGCUCAACUUACCUUUUGGCUCAACUUACCCCACUCUCCCCUGUAUUAGUGUUGUCACUCAUAACUCAUAGUAGAAAUAUAAUCUGUGUGUCUCUCCAGCCUUCCCGUGCCAUGAGAACGGUGCGACGGUGUUGCAGUACGCUCCCAAGCAGCAGCUGUUGAUCUCGGGAGGCAGGAAGGGCUUUGUGUGUGUGUUUGACAUCCGACAGAGACAGCUCCUACACACCUUCCAGGCCCACGACUCAGCCGUCAAAGCCCUGGCACUCGACGCCUCCGAAGACUUCUUCGUAACCGGCUCAGCUGAGGGGAACAUGAAGGUGAUUUUCCUUUUUAAUGAGGAAAAUGGAAUUUGAAUCUUCCUGAAUUGAAAUGGAAUUGUUCCCAACCCUGCCAACCAUUAACCUGUGCUCUCUAACUGGUGCUUGUGGCUCUGUUUCAAUGCCCAAAUGUGUUCAAAUAUGUAUUUAAGUCACAUGAUUGACCUGUGAAAUACAUAAUAUAAUUCCAUAAAUGUAUUGAUCAUUGCCUUUCUCUUUACCUUUCUCUCCCUCCUUCCCUCCCCCUCUCCUUCUCCUCCAGGUGUGGAAGCUGGCAGGCCAAGGCCUCAUGCACUCGUUUAGCACAGAGCAUGCCAAGCAGUCCAUCUUCCGGAACAUCGGAGCGGGCGUCAUGCAGGUGGAGACCCGGCCCGGCAACCGCAUAUUCACCUGCGGCGCCGACGGAACGCUCAAGAUGAGGGUUCUACCCGACCGCUACAACAUCCCCGCUAGCAUCUUCGACAUUCUGUAG